Spirodela intermedia is the source of this 50098-nucleotide messenger RNA. Lineage: Eukaryota; Viridiplantae; Streptophyta; Magnoliopsida; Alismatales; Araceae. The record is from the annotation of a GenBank genome assembly.
AUGGCGCCUGCCCCGGCGAUCGCCGCCUCGACCACAAGCUGGUGGUCGACGGGUGGUGAUGUCCGAUCGGCUACUACGACAUUUACCCAUCCCUUCCGAUGCUGGAGGUCAGGACCGGCAAUUGUCCGCCGACGAGGCUUCUGCGGGGUAGUCAGCAGGUGUUCCCUCCGGCAGCCAUCGAUGCAGGAAAAGCCGCAGGAAGAGGUGGAAACAGACGGAAGAGUGGAGAGGGAAGGAUUCUCUGAAGGUGGGGAGGGAAGUACGGGCGCUUGGGGGCAGGUGUCCGCCGUCCUCUUCGACAUGGACGGCGUGCUCUGUAAUAGUGAAGAGCCAUCGAGGAUGGCUGCAGUCGACUUAUUCGCGGAGAUGGGCGUACCAGUUACCACCGAGGAUUUUGUGCCUUUCAUGGGCACUGGUGCGUGACUUGAGAUUUCCCCUUCUCCUGGAAGAACUCGAAAUAUUUAUUCAACCCCUUUUAUCUGACAUGUUUUCGUCUUCUGAUGGUUAAAAUCUGUAUGUUUGGAGCCAGGGGAAGCAAAUUUCCUGGGUGGAGUUGCAAAGCUGAAGGGCGUCACUGGCUUUGAUCCGGAUGCUGCAAAGAAGAGGUUCUUUGAGAUAUACCUAGAGAAGGCAAGUUAGGGAAACCCUUCCUCUCCUUUGUCCGCAUUUCAUGCGGUUUUCAUUUAGUUCUCCUUUAAACUGUCUUCUCCUUUUGUUUCCAGUACGCAAAGCCAGAAUCUGGGAUUGGCUUCCCGGGGGCCAUAGAACUUAUUGAGGAGGUCAGUGGCGUCAUAGCUCUGACCUCUGUGAGCAACCUUGAAGGAUUUUCUUCCAUUUUUCCUUUUUCUUCCCCUUGAAAAAUGCUCAUGAUCGAAUACCAGUGCAAGAGGCAAGGACUUAAAGUUGCUGUUGCAUCUAGCGCUGACCGGAUUAAGGUAGACGCCAACCUGGCGGCGGCCAAUUUGCCUUCAUCUUUGUAAGUGAUUCAAUUUCCAUCACUAACUGGUUGAUUAGUUUGCCUUGAAUCAACACCGAUAAAUUGAGGAGGUAUUUAUCAUAGUGUAUCGUCUACUCUCUCAAAGUGGCCAAAUUUAUCAUCUGUUUGGGAAUGACAUUUGCUGCAUAAUGUGCUGGUGAAUAACAUUAUUGAUGACAUAAAAAGUCAUUUUUGUAGAUAAAUGGUGUUCUCAAACUAUUUCAAUGUCAAUGAUGCUGCUGUGUGUAGAAUUCGUCAGUGAUUCUCUUCAAAAAAAUUGUUUUAGCAGUGACUAUACGUUAUUAUGUAUUGAAUUUUAGGGGACUUUCUGUAUAUCAUGAAAACCACUUUUUUCAUUGACGAUCAAUGCAUUCAGAACUAUUUCAAUAAUUAUGCCUUGCUAUUUUGAUGAAUGUGUGGAAAUUUAUAUAAUUCUCAUCAGUUGGCAAUCCAAUGUUUAACUAUUUAUUUUCCCGAAGUAUAGUCAAGCAUUUUGUUGAGACUGUUCAAUUUUGUAAUUCCCCAGGAAUCUGAACACUGGUUCUUCUCUCUUUCAGAGAGUAGUUGUGCUCUUAUGUUUUCCACUGAGUAUUUGAUUGAAAAUGACUGAAAGGCAUUUGUCAAAAUGAAAAGUGACUGGUUCAGUCAGAAAGUGGUAGGUGUACUGUUCAUUAAUAAAUAGUACAUUGAAAGUCAGAAAUUUAUGAAAUAAUCAAAUGAGAAAUUUUGAAUGUGUUUAGAUUCUGAAUGAUAGCUGUUUCUGCAAACCAAAAGUACUUAAAUUUCUGAGUGAUCAACAUCACAUGAAACUCUGCUAUGGUCGUUUUUACACAUUCAGUGUUCUCUACUGCUUGAAGAACAGAUGAAGUUGAACAUUUUAAACCAAUGAGGCAGACCUCUUUGGGACUGUUUCUAUGUAAAUUGUCUGAAAAUGUGAACAUUGAUAUAUGAUGAAUAGGAAAUUUUUGCUUCUUCUUCUCUCCAUCAAAGUGGUAGGUCUGUAAUGCUGUUGGUUGGAUUAUUUGGUUACAUAUGUAUGACAGCAUAGUCAUUUCUGGUGAUAUCAUUGGAACAAGGACAGAGUAAAAUUCUGGGUUGCUUGUCUGUAUUUUAGAGCAAGAAAUUUAUCUUUCUAUGAAUUAUAUGUCAGUCACUAUAUGUUUUAAUAAGGACUUGUGCGAAAGAGGUUAAAAGAAACAGUCAACUAGCCUCGGUCUGGAAGCACUAAUGAGUGGUUUUUGACAAAAAAAUUGAUAUUUGAAUAGUUUUUGGUUUAUAGGGUUGAAUUUGAAUCAUUUAUCAGGAUCAUUGUUCUAAAGUUUGCCACAUGGUCCAUUUUAAAAAUGUUGUAUGCCUUUUAUUUUUCAUGGAGAGUCUAAAAAUUUAUUUUUGUGUAGAAAGUUGAUUAUGUCAUGAAGUUCUUUUGAUUUUUCAGAUUUGAUGCAAUUGUGUCCGCUGAUGCCUUCGAAAACUUGAAACCUGCACCUGAUAUCUUCUUUGCAGCGUCUAAGAUCUUGAAUAUUCCUCCAAGUGAGGUAUAUAUGCAUCUUUUCUGUUGACCUUAACGAAUGCUAUUUCCUUGGACUUAUCUUUUUCUCUGUACUAGGGAUUUUAUGUUUUUUUAUUCUAGAUUUUUUGUUUGUUGGAAAGAAUUCAUUUUUGAUGCCCUAGAUGCCUUUUGAUUUGUGUGUUUGAAUGCACCAUUUUCCUUUCUCUUUCUCUUUUCCUUCACCAUGUAGAGUUUCAAAUAUUUUUUCUUGUCUGUAUUUCUCCAUUUAUGAGAAGUAUCAUUUGUUUUCAUGGUAAAAAUGUACCAAGGUGCCCUAUGUUUAUUUAAUUUUUUCAUUAUUGUCUUCUAAUGUUAUUUCAAAAAUUUCGAAACAGGCUUGCUUAUACUUUAAAGCUAUUUAAUUAAAAAAAUUUCAAACUGAGUUAGAUUGAAAAUAUGUACUUAGGCUAUAAUAUCUAUAGAGCUACGAAUUCAUCACUCUUGGAUCAUAAGAUCUUCUGUAUUGGAUCAUAUGCUUCCAGUCAGCCAGCUGCAGAUCGGACUGGAUUUGCCCAAUUGACAAUAUUUAAUUUGAAGUCCAAUUGGCAUAAGAAUAAUUUAUGUGAAUAUCUUCUCAAGUUGAAAGCUGUAGUUCCUGCUGCCCACCUAUAGAAGCUGUUCGUUCAUCUCCUUCCCCACCCUUCUUCCCUCCUCUCAAGGUUGGCCUGCCUAUCUGAUUAGGAUUCUUAUAUUUAAAAAAUGAAACACCUUGUAUUUGUUAUAACCUGAUGGUUCUAGAGCUCAGAUUUACCUUUUAAUGCUAGAAUACGGAUUCUUAUAUUCAAAUUAAAUACAAGAUCAGAACUUAAUGCAUGAAAAUAGUGUGUGAAAAUAGUGUGAUUUCAAGAAUGAUUUUUUUAAAUGGAGAAUUUAAUGCAUGAAAUGCCAUAUUUUUCUUCUCUAUGCAUGCAACUAUUUGUGAAAAAAACAUGAUAAGUUGGGAAAUUCAAUUAACGUGAAAUUGCGAAUGAUGUUUUUUUGAUUUGAUUUAGAGUUAUAAUGUCUAGAAUGUUCCAAUCUUCUUGUAGAAGGUGGAAAAAUCACUGAAUUAAUUACUAACAACGAUGAUCUAGGGUUUAUAUCCUAACCCUAGAGGCAGCGUAAUGGGCCAUGACAUGUUUGACCCCUUACCACUAAAUGAUGGUCAACUAGGUGGGCCAUGACAUAGGGAGCCCAUUGCAUUUAACACCCCCCCUCAAGUUGGAGCAUUGAUGACACACUAUCCAUUUAACACCCGAGGAGCAUGGAGAGAUUUUCUGAAAGAUCUGCAAGUUGAUCUUUAGAUGAGACAAUAAUAGUAGUCGUGAGUUGAGCAUUAAUCUUCUCUCGAAUGAAAUAACAGUUAACUUCGAUGUGUUUUGUGCACUCAUAGAAGAUCGGAUUAGAUGCAAUAGAUAGCAGCUUGACUCUCACAUUGAAGUUCUAUAGGACCAAGAGGAAGAACCUUGAGUUCUUCUAAGUAAUGUCAAAUCUAGAUGAGCUCACAUGUGGUAUUUGUCAUAGCCCUAUAUUAAGACUCUACACUAGAUUGUGAAACUACUAACUAUUUCUUGCUCUAUCACAAAAUAAUAUUGUCGCUGAGUAAAAUGCAAUAAUUAGUUGUAGAUCUCUUGUAUGUACUGCUUCUAGCCCAAUCUACAUCAGUAAAACCUUGGAUGUUAAGAUGACUAUGGUUCUUGUAUAAUAAUCAUUGGCCUGGAUUUUUCUUUAGAUAUUGUAAAAAUCUAUAUAACAACUACAAAGUGCCUACUAUGAGGUCAAUUUAUGAACUGACUUACAACACUUGUAGCAAAUGAAAUAUUUGGUCGAGUGAUAAUCAAGUAGAAGAGUUUCCCAACAAGGCAUCAAUAUCUUCCUAGAUCCUUUAAUAAUUCUCUCUGUGCAUGAGACAACUUUAAGUAGAGAUUCAUAAGAGUAUUAGUUGGUUUUGCUUUAGUCAUGCUUGUCUCUACAAGUAGAUCAAGAGUAUACUUCUGUUGAUUAAUCACAAUCUCUUAGAACAUGCAACCUUUAUACCAAGAAAGAACUUGAGAUUGCCUAGAUCCUUAGUGGCAAACUAGCUUUGCAAAAAGCUCUUGAGGUGAGAUAUACCAACAGAAUCACUCCUAGUGAUAAUUAUGCCAUCGUCAUAAACAACUAAUAAGAUACAUUUGGCUGAGAAGUGUUGAUAAAUGACAGAGUGGUCAACAUCACAUCUCUGAAGACCAAACUCACUCAAAGUGUUGUUGAACUAAUUUAAUCAUAUUCGAGGAGAUUGUUUCAAACCAUAAAAGGACUUCUACAAUCAGUAGACUGUAUUAGAGCUUUUGUGCACAUUAAAUCUUGGAGGUUAUGUCAUAUAUAUCUCUUCUUACAAAGUGCUAUAAAGAAAUAUAUUCUUUAUAUCAAGCUGAUAAAGAGGCCAAGAGGAGUGAACUACCAAGUUAAACACAAUACAUAUAGAAAUAAUCUUAGCAACAUGUGAGAAAGUCUCUAAAUAAUCUUCACCAUAUACUUGAGUGAAGUCUUUUGCCAUCAAUUGAGCUUUCAAGAGAUCAACUAUACCAUCAAGUCUGUCUUUAAUUAUAAAGACCUAUUUGUAGCCAACAACAUGCUUUCUUAGGGGACAUGAGACAAGCUCCCAAGUUUGGUUCUUCUCAAGUGGCACAUCAUUCGGGAUGACUUAGUGCUUUUGAAAUAGUCUUGAGACUAGGAUAGUGGGAUAAUGUAUAUAAGAAUGUUUCUCUUUUUGUAAGGCAAUAGGGAGAUCAAGGUCACCUGUCACAGAUUUACUCACUUCUAGUCCCUUAGACGUAAGAAGGAUUGUUUGUGAAGUAGAUGCUUCAAGAGGUGCUGAAGGAGCUUUUCGCCAUGUGUACACGUGUGUGAUUGGAGUGUGUUAUCUCCUAACCUAUUAUCUAAUUGCUUUGAGAUCCCAUUAGGACUAUCCACAAAGAUUGACUCAACAACAACUAGUAUAGGUAAUGAUUCAUCUAGAGAAUCAGUAGGUUGUGACAUUAAAGAAAGGAGUGCUCUCAAAGAAGGUAACAUUAGUAGACACAUUUGUAUCUUUUUUGAGCGUGAGAGCACCAUAAGAAAACACAUUGCACAAAAUUAGGAUCAAAUUUAUCUCGACCUGUAUCUAAAUGAUGGACAAAACAAGUACACCCAAAAAUAAUUGGUGGUACAUUGUAAAAUGGGCUAGUACAAUAAAGAAUGGAAUGAGGAUUUUUCUGAUUAUAACUGAUGAUUGCAUAUGGUUAAUUAGGUAGAUGGUUGUAAGAAUGGCAUCACUUCAGGACUCAAGUGUGGCAUUCAUAUAUGAAAGUAAUAUAUGGGCUGUCUCAAUGAUAUCAAAGUUUUUCCUCUCAAUUAUCCCAUUUUGUUGAGUAUCAGGACAUGACAAUUGAUGAAUGAUGCCUUGGAUGGUUAUAUAUUGUGUAAAAGAUGAACUAAAUACUCCUUUACAUUAUCAUAAUGAAGUAUUUGAAUAUUCUUGCCAAAUGGAUUCUUAAUUUCAACACAAAAUGAGCAAAAGAUAUUGAUCGGUUUUUCAUGAGAUAGAGCUAGGGUACAAGAAUGAUGAUCAUCAAUAAAAGUAACAAAAUAUUUAAACUAGUUUAGAAUUGACAUGGCUAGGACCCCCAUACAUCAGAAUGGACUAAAUAAAAAAUAAACUAAACUCUUAAAAAAGUUCUUGACCCAAAGCUAGAACAAUGAUGUUGACCUAAUUAACAUGACUCACACUCUAAUAUUUCUAGAAAAAUUAGGUACUAUCAAUUUGAGUUUUCUAAGAGAUACAUGACCUAAUUGACUAUGGACUUGAAGAGGUGAAAUAGCGACACUUGCAGCAGAAUAAGGUUUUCCCUAGUAGUACAAUCUUCUAUCUUCAUAUCUUUCACCAAUCCUCCGCCAUGUCUUCAGGUCUUGAAUGGAACAUGAUUCAGGAAAGAAGAUUAUGGCAGCUUGUAGGGAUUUAGUGAGUUAUUAUGAAAUAAGGUUAAAAGGAAACUUAAGAAUGUGCAGAAUUGAUAUGAGUGGAAGGUUGGGAUUAUGAUAUGUAGAUCUUAUACCUAUGAUAGGUGUGGUAGAACCAUCUGCUAAGGUGAUAGUAGAAAGACUAGGAUGACUAUAGUAGGAUAUGAAUUUAUUGUAAUAAGGUCAAUAGAACCUGUGUCAAGAACCUAGUGGGGCGGUUCACCUAGAGAGGAUGUAGAUAUGUGUGUGUGUAAAUAUCCCAAGUGUAUCCGAGGUAGUAACUGGUAUUGAUGGUUGUUGAGCAACUCGAAACUGAAGUAGGUGAGCAUACUCAUCAGAUAGUGGCAUAUGAUGUAUGACUCAAGAUCCUCCUUCUCCACUUAAAACAAUGUUGGGAAUCUUUGGAGGACGACCAUGAAGUGCAUAACACUUAUCCCUUGUUUGCCCCUGUUUCUGCAAUAUUUGCACUCCUUUUUCUGAUCAUCUUCAGAAGCUCUUCCUCUACUUCCCCCUCUCCCAAAAUAACCACCGAGAGACAUGUUGAAAGGUUUCAGCAAGUGCCGGCAGCUCAUUUCCUAUUAGGAUAUGUUGGAAAUUCUAGGUCGUAAGAAAAUUAUGUAAUCAGUUGAGGGUGUUUUUGCAAAAGUUGUGCAUUGUUACUCUCUAUAUAAUGGGGGUUAGAGUUGAAUGAAUCUUUGAGUUGGUUUUUGCCAUUCUCCCCUCUGCCCUUUGUGAUGAGGUUUUUUCUCCAUUUCCAACAUGGUAUUAGAGUGGGUUUGUUCCGCUAGGAUUUUGUUGGCUCUGUCUGACAUCUAUUGUUUGGGGGAGCACCAUCACCCCCCAUCACUGGAGUUUGGCAGUAUCCGACAUCUUCUAUUUGCUACUGUCGCCUCUGUUUGGUGUAGGUUCUGCUUGGCGUUUCUUGUUUGGGGGAGCAUCGAUGCCACCAUCAUUGGCAUUUGGCGACAAACAGGUUACAGAUUAGGGUUUCAAACCCCUCUUUGUCCAGCAAAGCCUUCUGCCUUUGCCGAGUACCUUUCCGGCGAGGUUUUCUGUCUCUGCCAAGUACCUUCCAGUGAGGUAUUCCACCUCUGCCGAAUAUCCUUUUGGCAAAACAUUCUGCCUCUGUCAAGUAUCCUUCUGGCAAGGCCUUCUGCCUGUACCGAGUUUUGGUUUGGUGUCAUCCUAAUGCACUUAUUGCGCCAUGGAAGGCGUGUUAUCUUUCCACCAUUUUGAGCAGGUUUUCUUUCCGCCAUUCAGAGCGGUGCUACUUCCAUCAGUCCUCUUGUCUAGGACGACGAGUCCAUUGUCAUCUCCUCUUCCAACAAGGUCCUCUGCCGGCCAGGCAGUUCUACGACGAGAGAGCACUGAUCUUGCUCUGUCUCAUUUCUUCUAUCGUGAUCUUCAUCUGUCAUUUGACAGUAUAUUUGAGUUCAAAUUCAUUGGCGACAUUUCUGUCUACCUCAAACCUUCUGUCUAGAGGCUGAAAUAUCUGUAUUUUAUUGUUGUUUCCAUCUUCACCAAUGUUUUAUGAGAGGUAAAAUCAACCUCUCUUAUCCACCCUUGUCUUAGUCUAGAGUUAUCUUCUUUUAUCUCCCUUUAUUCUGCAUCAGUCUGUUGUCCUCCAUAGUCCGGCGACCAAAGUUUUCGACAGUCCAUGUUGUCUGGUGUUUUCUGCUCACUUCUACCUUCAUUGGAAUGUUCUUCGCCAUCCAGUUCGUCCACAAGUUCAUUCAUCUCAAUCUCACUCAAUCCAUUAGAGAAUUGCUGGCCCUUGCCUCUUUUGAGAGUUGAGACCCGACAUCACAUCAAUUGCCAUAGUUGGCCAUGUCAGCAGCAUCUUUGCAGUAGAGCUCGGCACUAUGUAGGUCUUUAAGUAGAUAUAUACUCUCUACGUGCUAGCAUAUUCAUGGUGUGUUGUUCUUGGGGCAUGACAAGCAUCAAAAGAGUCAAAGGUGUGGGCAAAUCCACAACCUCAGCAGUGGUUAUCUUUGACUACCAGCAAAGGGAGAGCUGCUGCCUCAAUGGAUCUUUGUCAUCACCAACAAGUGAAUGCUUAGAGGGCAAGAUUUUUGUCAUUAGCAACUUAGUCAAGAUAAACUUUUCCAAAGUCAAUCUUGAGGAGGGGUUUUAGAAAUUCUAGGUCGUAAGAAAAUUAUGUAAUUGAGGGUGUUUUUGCACAAGUUAUGUAUUAUUACUCCUUAUAUAAUGGGGGUUAGAGUUGAAUGAAUCUUGAGGUGGUUUCUACCAUUCUCCCCUCUGUCUUUUGUGAUGAGGUUUUUUCUCCAUUUCUAAUAGGAUCUAACUAUGAACUCCAUUAUGUUCAAGAUGAAGUCCACCAAGAUAAAGGAAGUUAUCGUUUCUUCAUCACUUGGAGAUCAUUAGAUAAAGGAAGUAGUAGAGAUCCUGAGUAAGACGAGCGAUCUCACCAAAGUACUGACUCAGAUCUGUUUCACCUUAUUUCAACCCAUAAUACUUCAUAGUCAUAUCAUAUAUCUGAGAGAUAUUGUUGGAGUACAUCAAUUAACAUGAUCUCAUGUUGCCUUACAUGUGUCCAGAUUACUCACUAAGUGUGCAAUAUGAGUCUCCAUAGAAUUUCACAUUAGAUUUAGGAGGAUUGCAUCUUGCUGCCCCCACUGCACACGUAGAUUAGGAUCAAUUGGCACAUCUUUUAAUAGAUGAUUAAUCUUUAUCUUGUCCUUUGAAAUAAAUUAUCACUGAUCUCUGCUAGUGAUGAUAAUUCUUUGCGGUCAACUUGUGAUUUGUCACAAAGUAAUUUUAUUUGGUAAGUAGAACAGUAGGUUUUAGUCCUUUUGCUAUAGUUGACCAUUGACUAGUGAACAUUUGACUAUUGACUAUUGACUGUGAAUGCUACCGUUGACCAGAAGAAGCCAAAGACACCCACAGACAUCAAAUAUGCCGGAUUGCUGAAGGAGAUGGCAGUGGUGGUGGUAGUGGCAGUGAGGACACUGGCGGCAGAUAAGAAACUUUCGACAAAGUUGAUGCCAAACAGAGGCAGCAGCAAUAGUAGUCAUGGAGGAAGACAUUGACGAAGGACGCCCUUUGUCGGAUAGAUGCCCUGUAGAGGCGGAAGGCCUCGUCAGAAAGGGGCACAUCAGAGGUGGAAGAGCUUGUCAGAAAGGGGGAGAGGUGGAAGACCUUGCCGGAAAGAGGCAUGGCGGAGGCAGAAGACCUCACCGGAAAAAUACUUGGCGGAGGUGGAAAACCUUGGUGGGAAGAAGCAUAAUGCCAAUAACUCCGGCAGAUGUCAGUGGAGGAUGUCGACUACUGUGACAUUAACCCGUGAAGCACCAGAGAAGGAUUUGAAACCCUAACCACGCUCUGAUACCAUGUAGAAGGUGUGCUGUGAGGCAGCAUAAUGGGCAGCGUAAUGGGCCACAACAUGACCCAUUACCACUAAAUGACGGUCCACUAGGUGGGCUGCGACAUAGGGAGCCCAUUAUGUUUAACACUUCUAAACAUUCAGUUUUUAGGUUAUUAAAAUAAAAAAUCAUAACAUUUGUCUACAUUUCGUUCAUUGCUACAGUGGUGCAAGAUGCUUCAUUUCGGAGAAUUCUUCUAUUUUGUUAUAUUAUCAUGGACUUUAUUGGUUAGGGUGUUUUCGGCUUCUAUUUAGAUGGAGAUAAUGUGAUUUCAUAGCUUGAAUGAGUCAACUUGUAACGUAUUGUGUGAUCAUAAAGGGUAGAUUGGAAGAUAAUUAUUUUAUCUAUUUAUUUAAAGUGAACUGAACAGUAAUUUGAUUAUGGAGAUUCAAGGUUCUUGGAUUACUUUUAUUUUGAAUAUGCAAUUUUGUCAUUAUGUUAAGGAGCCUGUUAAGUUGGUAACUUUUUUAUCAGCAGAUCUUGUUAACAUUGAUAUCAUUGUUCAUUAUUUAAGCAGAUGAAAUGUAACAGUCUUGAUGAUAUGAUGCCAUCAAGAAUGACUACCAAUUGCUUUAAGCAUCAUAUACGCCCAUCAAUGUCACUUAUUAAUUGGAUUUUUAUUAAUACGAGUUAAGGUUGUGUAAAAGGAUAAUUUUUUCUUGAAUUUGCUAAUUUGAAAUCUAAAUGCUUUCAAGUAUAUUUUCUAAUCAAGGGAAAUAUAAUAUUAAAAGAGUAGAAUGAGAGAAACUCACAAUAUUAAAGGAUUUGUCAGAUUUUAUCAGCUUUGUUUGGUACUUUUUCUUUUGUGAUGGGCAUCUCAAUCUUACUAUAGACUGAAACGUUUGAUUUCGCUUUUCAUUUGCACUUGCUGUCAUGGUAGUUUAUUCCAUGACAUGGAUCUGACUUUAUGCCCUUCUGUUAGUGUAUUGUAAUAGAAGAUGCUCUUGCUGGAGUUCAAGCUGCCCAGGCUGCUGACAUGAGGUACUUAAUGACAUGAACUGCUGAUGAAUGUCUUUUUCUGUUUCUGAUUGUCAACUCAGUUGCUAUCUUUCACAUAUUCUUGGAGACAAACAUGUUUGAAAGUGUUCAGUUCCACAUGAUCACUAAAAAAAGGAGAAUGUGUACAAGUGUAUGAUUGAUGAACACUAAAAUGAGGUCAUAUAUUAUUUGUAUCCUACACGCUAGCAUGGUAUGAGACGGAAAGUAGGAAUCUCACAACCCAAAACAAUAAUGUCCUUCACAAUGUUUAAUUUUUCCGGACUGUCUGCUCAUAUAAGAUUGUUAAACAGUGUGCCCCACAUUUUAUUUUAAAGAGGAUAUUUUUUCUCUGUCCAAGAACAGUUGAUCAUGCCAUGACAUAUAAUAUCCCAUGUUCUGCUUCUUUUUUAAUUCUGUUUGUCAACUUCUAACAAGAGUUCCCGAUUCUUUAUUCCCAAUGGCCAAGGCCAUUGUUGUAACUAAGCUUUGUCCACCGUGAUAGAAACAGUGCUUUGUCCAAGAGUUCACGACAUAUUCAAUCUUUUUUAAUAGAAACAGUGCUUUGUCCACCGUUUUUUUUGUAUUUACAAUUUUCUGUCACAUUAUCUGGCUGAAAGGGCAUGCUAUUGAUUAUAAAGAGUACGGUUCACACAAUUUUGCCGAAUAGAAUAUUAUAAAAUUUCGAAUAGUUACUGUUUGUUUUGGGAUUGCCCAAGAUAUUGCAUCUUAAAAUAUGUUUAUACAGAAUACAAGUUUCUUAUGUAUGUAGCAUCAUGCUUUAAAUAAUUUAUAAUUAAACAUUUAUAUAUUGCAUCAGUGCGAUAUAAACUUUUUAUGUUAUACAAGUUUCUUAUGCAUUGGACAACUGCCGGAAAAUAAUUGUAUGUUUCUACUGUGACAUUGAAUGUUGCUUUCUGUGACGAAUGUGAUAGAUCGAUCCUUUUAGGGUUUAUACCUGAGUCUUGAUAGACCUAGAUGGGCCGAUAUGGCCCAUUACCUUGAUCUUGCUGUUUUCCACCUCUGCUCCGAUGGUUGAAACCCAAUGACCAAGGUACUCAAUUCAGUUGUUGGAGAAUAUACACCUUUUUAUAUUAGCAUGUAAUUGAUGAUCUUGAAGAAGCUGGAACAGUUGAGUGAGGUGGUGAUCGUGCUGUUCUGCAUUUGAACUAAGAACAAGUAUGUCAUAAAAAAAAAUCAAUAGAAAUUUCGAAAGGAACGGCUUGAAAAUUUGAUUAAUUAAGACUUGAAACACGGUAGGAGUAUUCUUGAGCCCAAAAGGCAUAACCAAGAAAUCAUAAUGCCCUUCUUGGGUUCUAAAAGCUAUUUUGUGUACAUUAGUCUCAUGCAUUUAGAUUUGGUGGUACCUGACCUUCAAAUCCAACUUGGAAGAGAUUGAAGCUCUGUGAAGCUCAUCUAAUAUUUAUCUACAGUAGGUUUUGAAAAAUUAUUUGGUAUGGUGAUCUUGUUGAGCCCCUUGUAAUCCGCACAAAACCACCAGCUGCUGUUUUUUUUUUUAAACUAAUAGUACUGGGCUGGUGUAAAGACUUUUUGAGGGCUGAAUGAUUCUCAAAUCACACAUUUCUCUCACUGAUUUUUCAAUUUCAUAUUUCUGGAAAUGUGAAUAGCGAUAAAGACGUAUGAUCAUAGGCCCCUUACCUGCCUCUAGUAUAAUGCGAUGAUUGACCUUUAUGUUGGGAGGAAGUCCUUCACAAGGGGAAAAAAACUAUUGGGAAGGAAGUUACAAGUCUUUGCUCUAUAGCUGUAGGUAGGUUGUGAGAUUCCUCUAUAGCUUCCCCAAUAAGUUGGUAUAUGCCAACAAAUAAUUCCUCAGCAUGCUGGAAAUCACAUGUUAUAUAGACUUGAAGGGAUACACCAGACUUAUAGAGAUGGUGCUUACCUCUGAGAGUGACCGUGCCUCCCAAUAGAAUUUUCACUUGGAGAUGUUUCCAGCUCACCCACAUGAAGUCUAGGGUCUUUAACCACUGCAUUCCUAAUAUAACAUCUAUGUUGCCCAAUUGCAAGGGCAAAAAAUUCUCUCUUAUCUUCAGUUUUUACAUUUUCAGCACCAACACCUUGACAUAUUCCCGUCCUCUAAUGGCUGUUCCAUUUCUCAUGACCACCCCAUAAUUUGUGGUGGUAGAUAAGGGUAGCUUCAACUCUUGUACUAUCUCUUGAGAUAUAAAGUUAUGCAUGGCUCUGCAAUCCACCAAUAUGGUGAGAUCCUUGUCCAUGAUCUACCUCUGCAACUUCAUGGUACCUAGUAUAAGUAGACCAAUGAAUGAAUUAAGGGAAAUUUCAAUAUUAGCUUCUUUAUUAUUACCGUUAUCUACUAUCUGUACAAGGGUACAUAGUUCAGCAGCUUCUCCCAAGUCGUCUUCCUCUUUGUGAACUAGAAACAAUUGUAGUUCUCUUUUAUAGAUAUGUCCAAGUUGGAAUUUUUCAUUGCAUGAAAAGCAAAGCCCCUUCAUUCACCUAUCUUGCAACUCAGAUCUGUGAGGAUCAACCUCCUCCUGCUGCUUGCCACCCUUGAGGUGAUUUUGGUGCCCUUCUAGUUAAGUGGUAUAUCUUUCUAGUUGUUAGCCCUGUUUGAGGGAGACUCUUGGUUUUUGUGUCGAGUUCAUCAGAAGUGCUCGCCUCAUAACAACAGAUUUUCCAACUUGUAGCUUUUCUGCUCCCCUAUGUUCUUGCGGGUGAUAUUCUUCUCCUCCGUAGCUUGAGCAGUACCCAUAAUUUCGUUGAGUCCCUUUGGUUUGAAUAAUUUGAUUUCAGCCCUAAUCUCAGGCCAGAGUCCCGAUACAAUCCUCUAUGGUAGGAUCGAAUUUGAACAAAGCAGCAGAGACAAAAUACUUUGUGUUGAACUCAGACUCUCACCAGCAACGAGAGACAAAAUGAUGGGAAGAACAAUCUCCCCAGAUAUAGAGACAAAAAAGGGGAGAAGAGUAAAAUGGGGGAACAAUGUUCAAGAGGGUUCCCCGACUCUCUAAAAUACCAACUUUGCCGCCUUAAACCCCAUCUUCUCGUGCUGUAUUUAUAACCCCUCUCAUGUGCUGCGCGCGUGCUCCUUUCUUAGGCCUUCUGUAGGUCAGUAGUAGGAUUGUAUUAUUACCCCCCUCCUUUAGAUUCACCUAGUCCUCUAAGUGAAAUUUUGGAAAUUGAUGUCUAAGGUUGUGGGCCAGCUCCCAUGAAGAUUCAUGAUCUUAGCUUAUCCCAUUUCACUAGUACUUCUGGGUGUAUAGGGGUCAUCCGCAGCCCUAGAAUUGAUUGAAGCUGGACCUGCCAUUUCAUGUCUAAGCUGAGUGAAGGUGAAAAUUGCUGGGGAAGGUUUGCCGUUGCUAAAGCACACAAUAGUUGAGAAAUAUAGAACACUAGAUGGAUUGACGAUGCUAGUGGGAGAUCCAACUUGUACGCUGUUUGACCCAUGCGGGAGAUGAUCUUGUAUGGACCAAAGAACUUCGGGGAGAGUUUCUCAUUCACCUUUCUUGCUAGAGAUUUCAUUCUGUAGAAACGAAGUUGUAGGAAUACUUGAUCAUUGACGUGAAACUCAGUGGGUCGCCGGUGCUGAUCUGCCUUGAGUUUUAUUUGAGACUGAAAAUUUUGUAGAUGUUGCUUUAGUAAGUUGAGAAUUUGGUCUCGUUCUAGUAGUUGUUGGUCCGCAAUAGAGAUUGGAGAGAGAAAAGGCCCAUAAUUGAUGAUAAUCAAUGGAUCACAGCCAUAGACUACUUUAUAUGGAGUAGUUUUACUAGAGGAAUGGUAAGCAGUAUUAUAAGAUAAUUCUGCCUAAUGCAGCCAGGACUGCCACUCCCUUGGUUGUUGUAACACAACCAAAGUUGUGUUAUGACAAAACUAAAAGUUGACCGUUGACUAUUGACUAUUGACUAUUGACUGUUGAAUUUUAUUACUGACUUUAACUGUUGACUUUGAUUGUGAGUUGACUGUUGGAUUUGAUGAAGAAACCAUCCCUACAUGACUCCUAUUGAAUGUGUGCGGCAGUGUGCACUUGUGGUGCCUUUUGUCACCAUUAGAUGGAGGACAGCAACCCCAAAUGGGGGAUGGCGUUGCAAGACAGGGGAUGGCGUUACUGGGUGAGGAAUGGCGUUGCAAGACAGGGGAUGGCGUUGCUGGGUGAGGAAUGGCAUCCCAGAUGGAGAACUGUGUCACCAGAUGGGAGAAUGGCAUUGCCUAAAGGGGGAUAGUAUUGUUGGACUAAUUGAAGGACGACACUGCAGGGGGGGACGGGCCACCAGACAAAGGGGAUGGCAGCACUGGACGGAGGAUGGGACUUCCGGAUCAAUGCCACUAGACAGAGGACCACGUUGCCGGACGUAGGGCAAUGCUGCUAGGCUUUUGGCUUUAGCACCAUGUGACAAAUGUGAUAGAUCAAUCCUUUUAGAGGGAGAGCCUCUGCUAUUUAGACCAAAGUCUCCAUAGACCUAGAUGGCCCGACAUGGCCCAUACCUGGGAGCUGAUACAACCCAUACCUAAUAGCAUACAUGAUAUUCAACAGGUUUAAUAGAACCAGGAAGGUUCCGAUGAUUUAUCCUUGGUAACUCUAUCAGCAAUAAUUGAGAAGUCUUCUUCAUUUUAUUUCUUUUCAUGACAUAAUAUCUGAUCCUUUUCUACAUUGGGAUUGCUUUUCUUUUUUACACAGCUGACUUAAUUUAAUUUUUUUUGUUAUAUCUACAUAAAUAACAUGAUUCUAUCCAUGGUAUCUCAUUCUGUUUAUCUCUGCUUGUUUAGUUUAACUUUGAUUUCCUAUAUAUGCCCUUUGAGGUAGAAUUAUUCUUUGUUUGCUCAAUUAUUCUCCUUUCAUGCUAUUUACAGGUGCAUUGCUGUAACAACAACAUUAUCAGAGGAGAAGCUACAGAAAGCAGAGCCAUCUCUGAUCAGAAAAGAUAUAGGAAAUAUUACAAUUGUUGACAUUUUAGAUGGCGAUUCAAAUGGACAUAAUAGUAUGUCAUUUUGAGGAACACAUUGCAAAAGUUCAUUGUGUAGCUGCAUUGAUGAUGUAAUUCAAUUUAUGAUGUUAUGUAACUCUGAAGACAAUAUCAUAGAAGUAGUUUGCUUCUUUGGUUAAAGGAAACUGUUUUGGGAAUUGAGUAUCGCAAUCUAUUCCCUGAAGGUUGUUGGCACAAUCUUUUUCAUUAUUGUCUGCGGCUACAACUUUCUUGUAUAUUAUAUUUCAAUGGUUCAUGGUUUGCUUUUUCUUAUCCAUUGUCCAAGCAUUUUCUCUGCUAUGUUUUUCAUGAGAAAUAAUAUUUUUAGCUACAAUUGAUGCUUAAUGUAGGCAAAUGCUUUGCAGACUUGCAGGUGUCAAGGGAUGUUUCUUCCGAGGAAAUGACUACCAAGCAAUGUGGUGAAGAUGCAAGUGACGAUUUAGCACAGGAUUCACAGCCUCCUUCCCAAGUGGAGUCCGUUGGAUGGUAAGGAAAUAAAAAUGCUGUUCUGAUUAUUUACUCAUCUCCAUUUAUUGGCAGCUCUGUAAAUAUUUCACUAAGGUUUUGGCAAUUGAAUGAAAAUGAAUGUGUGAUCUUAGUAAAUACCUAAAACCAUUUAUAUGUAUGUAUUGAGGAUAUGUAGUGGUAAAGUGGAUGAUGAGAUUUUCCUGGUCCAUUUCCGGUUUUGUUCAUCUAAGAACUAAAGUAACUUUGGAAAAAACGUGAGCCAACAGGGAAGGGAUGGAACUCAAGAUCAAAAUCAAGAAAUCCAAAGGAAAGCUCAUAAGGUAAAAUCCAAAAAGUAUGAAGAGUAUAUUGAUAGACAUGUCCCAGUACCAUUUAUUCUUUUUAGUACACUUCCGCUUCCUGUCACCCAAGAUAUGAAGAACCUUUGCUUCUAGCUAUUUUCUUUGGAACCUCACUCAUCACCCACAUCUGAACAACCUUUUUUAACCUACUCUCGUUAUAUGGCUUUCUUUAGGCAAUGGUUGAUGAUCUGGUGUUGCACAUGGUUCCAGAGAUGCGCUUGUUUCUGGAGCCUUCCAGAAGAUCAGUAUUGUUUAGGAAUGAUGAGAGCUAGUUUCUGUUCUACACUAUUCCAUUUUUCGCAUAAGAGAAGAUUGUUCCUUUCAAUUUCCAUCCUCCCAGAUUCAUCAUGUGGGAAUUGCUGUACUUCUCUGAGAUAUAAGGAACCUCACUUCUGGAAGGAUCGCAACCCAGGCAAUUUGGUCAUUAGUUUGGCUAGUUUACUCAUUAGCCCUGAGAAUUUCCUCAAAAUUUAAUUGCAAUCGAAUACAUUAAGAGAUAUUUAACACUGAUGCUGAGAAAUAAAGGUAUAUGACCUUGUCAGAUACUGUAAACAUGUUCUUGAAGGCUUUGUUUUUUCAUUUAUUUUUUACACGGUUGUUCUUUGCAUCAAGGGUGCUCAAUUGUUUACCAAUUUAAACAGUCUGAAUAAAUGAUUAUUUAACAGGCUGCAGGGUUCUCGGAGUGAUAUUCUGAGAUAUGGAAGCUUGAGUAUUGCAAUUUCAUGUCUUAUAUUUGCUAUAAAUAAUCGGAAGGUAUUCUUCUGCACUGAAAUUAAAAGUGUAGUAUGCGACACUAUGAACAUAUUUUAUGAUCUUCUUUGUUAAGUGCUCAGAAUUUUAGUUUUAUUUAACGAUCUGUGAAUUUCAUUCUUUAAUCUGGAUCACGAAGUGACUUAGUUGAUCUUGAUCUAACCCCAAUUCCAAUUACCAUAUAUCUGGAUCCACUCAAGUGUAGCUAUUGGUUUGGUCGAGUUUUAUUAUAGGUAGGGGGCACGAAAUAUUGUUGAAAAUAUGUCAACUUAUUUCCUAGGCUAUUUAUUCUUUUAAAAUGUAUAGAUACGAGACUAAGCCGUGUAAGAAGAUGUGGAGUUUUUGUGUUUUCGAUUCUCCUUUUAUACAUUCUUCCAUCUAUUUUUAUAUGGCAUCAUUUUAAACUCAGUUUGAUUUGGUUUUAUAGGCAAUGCAAUAUGCAUCUCCAAAGGCUUUGCUAAAUCUGUUAUUUGGUGUCAGCCGUCCUAAUUUUACUCAAAGUGAAGGUUUGUGUUCUGAAAUACAGAAACUUUGCUUGCUAAUUUCAAUUCUCAUAUGCAAAUUGUUAUCCCUUUAAACUCCCUUAUUGGUCACAGAGAUAUGAAAUCUUCGGAAUCAGGGUUUCAUUUGGAUUCCUUUAAUCUUUUUAGUCGUACAUUGUCUAAAUUAUUGAUUUAAGUGAACUGGCAGAGCCCCCGUAUGUUUCUUUGUAUGUUCAGUUAUGCCAAGGGUUGGACCUUGAUGUCAUUAUUUUUCUAUUUGAUAGGAGAUCCCCAAGGUGCAAGAAUGCAACAGAUUCUGAACUACAUAGCUGAUAUAGAAGGGAGGCAUGUAGCAAAUUCCUCUUGCCUUGAGUCCAGGGUUAAAAGGUUUAAAGGUGUAGGUCUUUUGUGGAUUCUGUUUUAAACACAUUUUUCCUCAUUCUGUAGGAGCGAUACUCCAAAGGUUCCUGAGUUUCCAUCUAGGCUUGACUGGCUCAAUACAUCUCCACUUCAAUUCAAUCGAGUAUGUAUUGCACUAAUUAUAGAUCAACUCUCUGAUAUAAAAUCAUUUAAUGUCUCUCAUCUUCUAUAGCUAUUUGAAUUAUUCAAUAUUUGUGAUUAUUAGUACCACCUUUGUCCUGUCUUCCUUUUAAGAUAUAUUUUAUACAUACUCCUUUGAAGAUAUGUUUGAUUUUAAACACUUAACUAAUAGAAAUCAAAAGGGAAAAGAAACUAUGCCUUUGGCAUACUGACCACGAUUAGGAAGUAAUAAUAAGUUAUCAUUUAAAGAGUUUACCAUGAAAAAAAUUGUUUGGUUUUUUAUACUGUUUUAGAUGUUCAGAAGGCAUGUGGUAGAGGCCUGUUUUCAUCAUACAACCAUUUUUUUUCUUCCAAAGCAAUAGUGGAUUCUGAUUUAAUGUUGUAAGCAGUUUGAUAAGAAUUUUUUUUAUUACUCUUUUUGAUCUGGUCCGAAAAAUCUUGUCAUUUCAUGAAGUGGAAAGAUAGUUGACACUUUCGAAAUUUAUGCAGUGAAGAGAGGGCGGGGAAUCAACAGGUCAGAAAUAAUGGUAUCAUGUGACACAAUGAAACUCAAGAAAAUCCAUUUGCUAAUUUAUCAUUGUUCGUGGCCAAACUAGCCACAAAUGAUCUCGUAUUGCCUGGGCUGUCAAAGAUAUCUUUAUGGAGUGGGACUGGAGAUUGUAUUUUUUAAGAGGGAUUGCAGCAACACAGUGAAUAACAAUAGAGGAUUCUUAUUCUUAUUCUUUCAUGCUGAUUCUUCAAGGUUUUGAUAGACAAUAACAAUAGAGGGAAAUGACUUAAAGAUAGUAGACUAGGUGAAUCAAGGAAGAAUGGAAGUUUCACAACAAAUCGGGAAGCAAAAUCAUAAACAGGAAUCCCACUGAUAGAUUUUUUUAGUCUGACAUCUCACAAAACUGCCACUGUGAUACGAUCCUCAAGGGUAGGACCGAAUCGGGGCAAACAGAAAGGAUGGAACACUUCGUAUAUGACCUUCCCGAAUACAGAGACGAAAAGGGACAAGAAGAGUAAAGUGGGGAACAAUGUUCGAGAGGGUUCCCCUGCCUCUCCAGAAUACCAACUUUGCCGCCCUAAACCCCAUCUUCUCAUGUUGUACUUAUAGUCCUGCUCACGUGCUCCUUUCCUACGCCUUUUGUAGGUUAGUAGUGGAAUCGUAUCACACUGCAAGACUGAAAUCUACUCUCUUUAUCUCAAAAUAAAGAAAGCUUCUCGUUUGUGACUACUUGGAUUGGUUGCCUUGUCUGCAAGUGUGGUAACUCUGACUUAGCAGAAAAUUAGAUCAAUGAACCAUUUGCAAUUUUAUUUAUUGCGAAAAGAUAUGAUACUCGGUAAACUCAGCUUAGCUGCUCCCUUCUCACUAAUCAUGCAUGUUAACUCUCAUGAAUAAAAACUGUGUCAUAUCUUGAGCUCUGUAAAUCGGAAGUAAAGUCACUAGCUGACAACUGUCAUGUCUUAGUCACUCAAGAUUUCAAUGUCUUGAGUUCCAUUUACAUUAUCAAACUCAUGUAGCCUACAAGGUCAUCCUCGGGUCUGCUGUUAUUUUAAACGGAUAUUUCUUUUUCUGAUGUCUCUGAUAUUUCCAGUUGAAGAAUAAACUUUGGCUUCAAGGAUGAAGACAGAUUUAAUGGAGAAUCAGUUGCACAGGAAAUAAAACCAGCUGGAGAUGAUAACAGCUUGACUUGAUUGCCUAACUAUCUAUGCCUCUUCGUCUGUCAGCUUCUGCAAUUAGUCAGGAGACUUGAUCAACAGCUAGAGAUGUCAGCGUCUGAUGUCUCCACCUUAUGGUAGCUCAACCAAUUCCAUUUUAGGCUGGGGCACUAAAAGCUUCUGCUCUCAGCAGAUAACAAAAGGCCUGUAAAAUUCUUCCUGGUUGUCAGAGGAGAUGCCAGCCGUCGCAACAAAAUUAAGAAAAACGAUAUUUUGAUAACGACAAAGGGUAUCCUUAAAACUGAAAACCAAGACAAUGGACUGCAACAUCGGUUUUUUGUCAAUUCUUUCCUAUUAAGGCCUUUAUUCUAAUGUUUCAUGCAUGGGCUACUUUAAUCUUUGUAAUCCCCUAUAAAACCUCUUCAGCUGGAGCCAUGUGACCCGUGAGGUGCACACCUUUCUUUGUCAAGAUACUUCCCUUUUUUAAUGUGAUUGGGAAACUGAUUCAGUGGAUCCCACCGCCAUCCAACUACUGUCCGCUAUGAAUAUUGCUCAGUUCAAUAUUUAAACUGAUAGCCAAUCCUUUAAAUUACAGGAUUUCAAAAGCCUUGUAACAUAACAUUUAGAAAACCAUAUAUACUUAUCAUAUAAUAAAAAUGUCUUCAUUGGAGUUACAUGUUGAAUAUUGUGUACCUUUUAUCAAGAACUGUUUUAUGCAAAUUACUUGUACCCCUACUUAAGGAAAGUUUAGUAAUUCUUCAGUGAUUUUUUUAUCAUUACUCACAUAGAGAGUGUCUCUUGGUUUACCCCAAAUUUACAAGAGGCUUGAUAAUGUGGUUUUAGGACGAAGGCUGUUGUUGCUUUGAAACCACAAUCUUGAUUACAAGAGUCAUAUAUGUCAAACCAGGCUUACUAUUUGUAGAAGGUCACGUUUUUAGUUUUAGAGGAUGAUCCAAGCUCAAGUAGUUAUGGGCGUGGUAGUGAUAAAUACAGUAAGAGCCCUAGUUCCCAACUAUGUCCGAUUCAAUCUGUCUAUGAACCUAGUUUCAUCUCUAAAAGUGAUCACCACAGAAUAGCUUUUGGUCAAUUUUCUUGGGAUUCAUCGUAUCAUUUCUUGCUAAGGGUUAUAUGUAAGUGUGCAACGAAAUUGUUAGCAUGUUUUUUGAGUAUCCUUAAAAACUUUUCUGGAGCAUCAGUGAAGGCUGAGGCACCUGCAAUCAGGAGUGGAUACUUGAUACAUCACUUCAUGCUAACAUAAAUUUUCUAAUUUUAUUAAUUUCCUGGAAUAAGUGCGAGCUGCGGAAUGCAGAGUUGAGGGAAAUGAACAAUGGUCGGAUGAUGGAAGGAAAUGGAGGGGUAUUAGGUGGCGAGGUGUUGAAUUGGAUUGUAAUUUUCCUGAAGAGGUCCAUGAUGACUAUGAAAUCAUUGCUUUGAUGACGAGAAUAUCGAAGUUCAGCCAACACUAUGUUGUGUUUUAUUUAUGCUUUAAACUGCUGAAGAUGUCAGUUUCUUUAAAUAAUUUAGUGUUUUGAAUAUGUUCUUAGUGGCAAUAGUUUCUUUCAUAAAUUUUUUCCUUCCUUUUUCCUGUAUUGUGGGAAUUUGACGUUUUAAGCUUUUUUUAAAGUUUCCAUUCUUAUUUUCCUUAUUUCAGAUUUCUUCAAGUAACCUGCUUAUGAAGUGUUCAUUUUAAUGCUUCAGGAUUUAAAGGGAAAGCUUGUUCUUCUUGAUUUCUGGACAUAUUGCUGCAUAAAUUGUAUGCAUGUGUUGCCCGAUCUAGAGUUUCUGGAGAAAAAAUACAGAGAUAUGCCGGUAUGUUGGUCUCUAUUUAUUUUUUACUGUCAGCCAUAGCUGUUCACUUAUCCUAUUCGUAUUUUGGUAUGUACUUGAAAUAUGUCUUUAAAGGAGAAUGUGGUAUUUCGAUGCCUAAGGAAAAUAACUGCUGAUGCUGAAUGGAUUGAAAAAUCUUUAAAUGGAAUCUAGUUCUUAGAAAUUAUCUUGAGAGGAUUCUGUUUCAGUAUUCAACUUUAUUUGCUCUUGAAUUAUUUCCUCUAAUUUGCCAAUCUCUGUAUUAUGCCAUUAAGAUGCUCCUGGAUUAUUGGCCUAGGACUGUGCCCUUAUUAAACCUGUUACUCGGAGUACUUCGGAGAGUGAGAUUGUGAUGGAUGCUCACCAAACGUAAUGCUCGGCCAAUUGCUGACCAUGUUCGUGCAUCAUGACAUUUGUCUGCUUCAUUAGAGUUUACUUGAACACAAAUGCAAUAUCCCACAGAUUUUCUAUAAUAAAUUGAUAUGAGACUUUGAAGCUUAUUUGUCUUUUCAUUUAUCCAAGUAGACGAUUCCAUUCUCUUUCUAAUGUGCCUUUUAGUGUCCUGAUUGGUUUGUGUACUCUCUUUGUUACUUAUUUUAGACCACCAUAUUUUAAUAUGUGUGUAGGUUUGUGCAGUUCACAGUUAUUGGAGUUCACUCCGCUAAGUUUGACAAUGAAAAAGACCUUGAAGCGAUUCGUAAUGCAGUUUUGCGUUAUAACAUCACCCAUCCAGUGAGUAAAGUGCCUCAUUCCUCUAAAAUAAUUUAAUGCGGACAUUUUGGUUCAUUGAUUAGUAGAAUAUGAUGAUUAGGGAUAGUUUUCUGAAUUUAAUGCAAUCUUUCAUGCGUAAUGCAUUGCUAUGUCUAUUGGCAUGGGUCAGGUCAGGGAAAAUUUCACUUCGUCAUUUUCCAUCUGUCUAUUCAGAAAUUUGUGGGGUGACAAAUAAUUUAUGUUCUCCUUAGAAACUUUCUUCAUUUUGAAAAUACAUCAUUUUUAGAUUUACGGAUCAGAGUUUCAUCAUUAAUCAUUGUUGUCGAGAUGUACUUAAUUAACAUGUAUACCUUACAAGUUUACAUAUAUGUCCUCAUGUACCUUUCAUUUCGUGUUAUAUCAGUGUGUCUAGAACCUUCUAGGGAUCUGAUAUAAAUACUAGAUCCCGCUCUCCUUGUAAACUGUUUUUUGAUCAAUAAAGUUAGAGUUCUUCUUCCACGAGUGCUAGACGCCUAUCAGAGCUCCCAGACCAUGUGUUAUCUUGAUCACAUGGUAUCAGAGCCAUUCUAGGGUUUAAAACCUUAUUUUUCAGCACCGUCACAGUUGACGCUGCUUUGUCGGCGUUCUCUCCAUCGUCUGCUGGAGUUACAGGUGCCGUACACUUCCGGCAAGGGAUCUUCUCCUUAGCUGUGAUCGCUCCAUUUCUUUGUUUCCGCACUGAUCUACUGGUCUGUUACGGUUCUUACACCGUUUUUUUCUUGUCUCUAUUGAGAUUUGUUCACGAAUCUGAUUUUUUCGUGAAUUUGGACAUGCUCUUUAAAUGGAGAAUGUGGGAGACAAUUCUUCAUCAUCUGUGGGGGAUCCAAUCUCCACAAGGGAAGUUAAUCUUUGGCCAAGUGGUCCAAUAUUACUCAUAGAACUUCUUGCAAUGCCUGCAGAAUUCAAAUUGACUGGAUACAAUUUGAUUCAAUGGUCUGAAUAUGUUCUAGAGGUAUUGACUGGAAGAGGGAUGUUACAUGAUCUGAUUGAAGGGAAAUCGAAUCCAUUGUCUCGAGAAUUUUGUAGAUGGAGAGACGAAGAUGCAUUAAUCAAAACCUGGCUUUGGGGAACAAUGAUUCCCUAGAUUAGCCGAGAUUUUUUCUUUCUAUCUACAGUCAAAGAUAUGUGGGAAACAGUUCACACGAAAUUCUCACAAAGAAAUAAUGAGGUACAUUUAUAUGAACUUCAGAUAAAAUCCAUGUCCACAAUUCAAGGAAAUAAAUCUGUGAUGGAAUAUACAGGAGAAUUGAAAAAUUUAUGGCAGGAAAUUGAUUAUUAUCUUAGCAUUGAUACAGAAAAAUCUGCAGAAAUUGUUUUCCUACGACAUUUUAUAGAACGAAGAAAGUGUUUAAAUUUUAGGCUGGACUUAAUUCUGUUUUUGAUCAAGUCAGACAACAGAUUUUGAGUCGUGAAAGGAAAUGUGAUUUGGAUGAAGCUAUUUCCAUCAUUUUAAAUGAGGAAACUCGUCGGAAAUUAAUGUUGUCAGUGCCUAAAGUUGACAAUACUGCAUUUAUGAUUAAACAGGGAGAAAUUAUGAAGAAAGCCUCAGGUCAAGCUAAACAGCCCCAGCAUGGCCAAGGAAGAAAUAAGAAGACUGAUUUUCGUGAUAAUCUGUGGUGUACAUAUUGCAGGAAAGCUUGUCACACUAGAGACAUAUGUUAUAAACUACGCGUGGUAAACCAUAAAAUUUUGGCACUGAAAAAUAUGGCAGUCAAUCACAUUUGGCAGCAGGAUUACCAACUAGUCAUUCUUCAGAUUCCCGAAUCAAUCAACAUUCUUUUCUCCUCAAAUUGAGGAUAUAGAGCGACUUCGAAUUGAGUUAGAAAAACUGAAGAUGACAGUGACACAAUUCUCAUCAAUUCAACCUGGUAUAUUUCACCACUCUCUUGGAGUUAGAGUUUCUUCUAGAGAUAUUUUUAAUAAUUGGGUAGUGGACUUAGGUGCAACGGACCACAUGACCAACUCCCUCAGCCUUUUCACCAAAUACAACCCCUGUCCUAGUGACAGAAAAGUGACCACUGCAGACGGAACCUUUCUAACCGUCGUAGUUAUAGGAGUCAUUUGACUUGAACCUCUAGGGGUUCUUACUAAUGCUCUUCAUGUCCCCAAGUUAUUUACAAACCUCAUUUCAGUUAAAAAACUUGUUAGAGACUCACCUUAUCAUGUCUUUUUUGAUGAAGAUGUCUGUGUCAUAUUUGAUAUAAGGUACAUCAUCGGAGAAUUGGAGUUGUUAGAGAGUGUGAAGGUCUUUAUCUUUUAGAAGGACUAAGCUAAACACAUUUAGUGGAAGCGGAUCAAUCUCUAGAACCUCUAGAAUAUGCCCUUAAGAUACGAUUACUUCGCCAACGGAUGGGUCAUCUAUCCUUUUUCCUACUUUGUUUCGAAAGGUGUCAUUGGACAGUCUUAAAUGUAAUGCGUGUAACCUUUCUAGACACACGAACUUCAUUUCAAUCUCAAGGGGAAAGGAGUGAUGUUCCUUUCUUCCUAAUUCAUAGUGACAUUUGGGGACCAUGUCCCAUUAAUAACAUUCGUGGUAAUAAAUGGUUUGCCACUUUCAUUGAUGAUUGUACAAGAUGUAUGUGGGUCUUUCUUCUCAAACAAAAAUCCGAUGUGUGUGAUGUUCUGAAUUUUUUUUGUGCCAGGAAAAAAAAUAAGUUUGGCACUAGUAUUAAAAAAUUCAGAUCUGAUAAUGUUAAAGAGUGUUUUAGCCAAAAUCUGAAUUUAUACUUCCAAACAGAGGGCAUCAUACCUGAAUCCUCUUGUGUCUAUACCCCACAUAAGAACAGUUUAACUGAAAGAAAAAAUGGUCAUCUUUUAGAAGUCACUCGAUCAAUUUUAUUUCAGCAUCAUGUACCUAAAGUUUUUUGGGGGGAGGCUGUUCUAACAGCCACAUACCUCAUCAACCGAUUACUAUCCAGAACCUUAGGCUUCCUCAGCCCGUUAGAUUCAUUAGCCAAGUUUUUCCCAGACCAUCAACUUAAAACUAGGCUAGAACCUAAGACAUUUGGUUGUCUCUUUUGUUCACGUUCAUAAUCAAACCAAAGGCAAACUAGAACCGAGAUCACUUAAAUGUGUAUUUCUUGGUUAUGCUACCAAUCAAAAGGGGUACAAAUGUUACCACCCACCUUCUAGAUUUUUUUUUAUUUCAUUGGAUGUUACAUUUCAUGAAUCUGAUUCUUAUUUUAAAGAAUCUCCAUCCAGUGAUCAACAUCUAUUUUCUACAGCUCAUAUGGAUCAACACGUAGAUUCUUUACUCUCGUCUUCAGUUGGUAACCUGUUCAUUCCCAUUUCAGUCCCUGAAAUACCCAGUCUUAUAUUGAAUUCGCUUCCUGAAAACCUAAGGUUUGGGAAGGUUUACUCACGGCUCACCAAAAAUCCAAGAUUCUGAUCUGGCCUUAGAAAAUAUACAGCCAUUGACAUCUCCUUCAUCUGAUGAUCCUGCAGUCCUAUCUCAUUAUUCACUUCCCAUUACCCUGUGCAAACCUAUAAGGGAGUGUACAAAAACACCCUUGUACCCAGCUGCCAAUUUUUUGUCUUAUCACAGACUUUCUUCACCCUAUCAAUCAUUCCUUGCAUCCUUAGACACCAUUACCAUUCCAAAAAAUCUCUUGAAGGCUCUAUCCAAUCCUAAGUGGAAACAAGCCAUGGAUGAGGAGAUGAGAGCUCUUGCAAAAAAUCUGACAUGAGAUCUAGUGGAAUUACCACGAGAUAAAAAGACUGUUGGUUGCAAAUGGCUGUACACAGUGAAAUAUAAGUUGGAUGGUUCGAUUGAGAGGUAUACAGCCCGGCUGGUGGCUAAGGGUUAUAUCACAAGUAUAUGGAAUAGAUUAUCAAGAGACUUUUGCACCAGUGGCCAAAAUGAAUACAGUUCAUUUUUUACUGUCCUUAACAGGAAUUUUCAGCUAGAAUAUUCAACAAUUUGAUGUUAAAAAUGCAUUAUUGCAUGGUGAUUUGGUUGAAGAAGUCUACAUGACUCUUCCACCAAGAUAUGAGGGUAAUCAUUCAUCUAAUCUUGCUUGCAAGUUAAAGAAAUCCCUUUAUGGCCUCAAACAGUCUCAUAUGCAGUGAGUAUAUUGAGCCAAUUUAUGCAUCAACCUAAAGAGUGUCAUUUACAUGUUGCCUACCGAGUGCUACAGUAUUUGAAAAGCACACCAGGAAAAGGGGUUCUUUUUAAACGAAGUGGAAAAGUAGAGGUUGAGAUGUUUACAGAUGCUGAUUAUGCAGGCUCAACGAUUGAUCGAAGGUCAACCUCCAGUCAUCUUACUUUUGUUGGUGGCAACCUUGUCACUUGGAGGAGUAAAAAACAGAAUGUAGUUGCUCGAUCAAGUGCUGAGGCUGAACUUAGGGCACUUGCCCAAGGAAUAUGUGAGUUACUUUGGGUCAAGAACUUGUUUGACGAGUUACAAAUUCCUUUAUUCAGUCCUAUGAAGAUUUGUUGCGACAAUAAGUUAGCAAUCAAUCUAGUGCACAACCCAGUACAGUAUGACUGUACCAAACAUGUGGAGAUUGAUCGCCAUUUCAUCAAAGAGAAACUUGAGGCCAAUGUGAUUUGUAUAUCAUACAUUCCAACAAAUAAUCAGUUGGCAGAUAUGCUUACUAAAGGCAUCUCGGGGACACAACUGCAGAAGAUUAUUCCCAAGCUGGAAAUGGACGACAUCCAUUCACCAGCUUGAGGGGGAGUGUUGUCAAGAUGCACUUAAUUAACAUGUAUACCUUACAAGUUUACAUAUAUGUCCUCAUGUACCUUUCAUUUCGUGUUAUAUCAGUGUGUCUAGAACCUUCUAGGGAUCUGAUAUAAAUACUAGAUCCCGCUCUCCUUGUAAACUGUUUUUUGAUCAAUAAAGUUAGAGUUCUUCUUCCACGAGUGCUAGACGCCUAUCAGAGCUCCCAGACCAUGUGUUAUCUCGACUAUAAUCAUUAAAAUUCAACUUGCUCGGAGGAAGGAGAGACAGGGACAAAAUAUGGAAACUGUUAAAUUCUUACUGGAUUACAAUUUAUAGUUCCUUGGGGUGAAUGGUUUUCCUUCUAGCGGUUUAUUUGCUCAGACCUACUUUGACCAAAUAUACCAUCAUUCAUAUUUAAUGAACCUAUUGUUGAAAUCGGAGAAGGUAUUUAAGCUUUUAACGGUAUACAUAUUUGUUUUUGCUUUGGAGCUGGCUACAAUGUUUGAUGAUUGACGGAGUACAUUAUCAUAUGCGUAUAUAUCAUCCCUCUAAUGAAUCAUGGUUCCUGGAAAUCAAGUGUUACCUAUGCCUGUUUCUUGGAGAGAUCUGACUACAUUCCUUUUCCUUCUUUCAUAGACUCUUAUUUUUCAAUGUUCCCCUGUGUUUGCCUCUUGUUAUGUAAGAACAACCUUUUUGAUAAAUAUUUACUGUUCUCAAAAGUUCAAGUUGAAUUUUAUCCUCAUUUGGAUUUCUCUUGGGUGUAUACGGGGGAGGUGGAUGGUUUCUAGUGCUGAGAUGGGGUUUCAGGAGGGAUCCAAGCUCUGAAGUUGCACCAUCAACUACAGGAACUAUUCUGAAAUUUUGUGGAUGUAUGUGUGAAAUGCAAAGACGAGUUUUUGGCAAUGUCUGAGAUGUUUUAGUCUCAAUUUCAUUUGUGCGAAACUUGAGACAGCUUUAAAAUCGCUUGUUGGGAUUUCUGGUGUGGGUAAGAGUACCCAGGCAGUUCUCGGUAGUUUAGACUGAGGUAUGACCAAUUGUUUCUAAGGAAGAUCUAUUCAUUUGAAUAAAAAUAACUCAUCUAGUGCUACACAGCUAAGAAGUAAAGAUCAACAUUAGAGGAUAUUAUAUUUCGCUGGAAACUGAAAGGUCAUUUGCAUUUUAAUAUUUCUUGACGUUCCCUUCCACAAACAUGCAUAGAAAUGGCUUUUUGUUGUUGGCAUUGUAUAAUUUCCACCUGUUGAUUACUAAAUUAGUUGACAGAUUUGGUCAAUCGUUUUCUUCACUUAAUUAUUUUAUAGUCGCAUUUUAUGUUAUCAGGGAUAAACUUUCAAAUGAUUAUAGGUGGUCAAUGAUGGCGACAUGAACCUAUGGCGAGCAUUGGGAAUAAACUCUUGGCCUACGUUUGUAAUGGUUAGCCCUGAUGGUAAACUCCUUGCGCAAAUAGCUGGGGAAGGACAACGAAAGGUAAUUAGUAUCUUUAAAGGGUGGAUUCUUCAUUUUGUAGACAGUCACCAAAUAAAUAUAGUCUUGCCCAUUCGAUGGUAUAUUGGUUAUUACAUGAUAUAUGAGGACUAUUCUUUAUCUUAUGCUCUCUUGAUGUGCACCUCGGAUUAUAUUUCUGCAUGUAUUUCUACAUUUUACCUCAUAGUUUCUUGCUGGCUCGAAACCAACUCAUUACAGUCAUCAGACAUAAUAAAUAAAAUAAAAUUCUGAUAGAAUCUCUCGGUUCACUCUGAAAUUCCAUGUAUAAAACCUGAAAUUAUUUCUUACUGAAGUUGCGUGAAUUUUUGCAAACUGAUGAUUCUUUGUCAACAAGUGAAAGCUUACAACCCAGCUUAGUGUAACUAUAUUGAAAUCUUGGCAUUUUAUUGCUAAGGGCGAACAUAAUGUGAUUCGUUAUGCAUCUGAAAAUCGUGGACAAAGUAAUCAUGUAACAAUCUGAUUCAUUGCCCAUGGAAUUUAAUCCGGAAAAUCUUAAGCCUCGGAUAUAAUAUUCCGUGCUGAUGUGUGAACUCAAAGUUUGGAGGCUGUACGUUUUUCUUUAUGGAAGUAGAGUUCCAUGAAGUGACUGAUGAGUAGCAGUAACCAUGGAAGUUUAUUGCAGAAAGCACUGUAACAUCCAACGAACAGGCAAGGGAUGACAUCCAGCAUGCUAUGAUAAAUCCUAUUGAUUUGAAAAUACUUAUUGACAACUCGUAAUGAUAAUGCAUAGCCUAAGAUGUCACGUUUACAGACCAAAAGCUGCUUGUACGUCAAAUACUAAAUGGGCAAAAGUUGAUAGUGAAGUGUGGACUCAAAAGGAAAAGGAGGAUUAUACGGACUAGUUGAUGUUGGUACAAUAAAGCUAUGCUUUUUCUGUCUUUUUAGUUGAGCAUUGUACAUUUUGAUAAUCAUUUGUGUGGUACUGAAUGCAAGAAAAAUGGAUGAUGUUAUAAUUCUUUAAGUAAAUUUGGUAAAAAAUCUGUAUACGAUGUAUUCUGUUUUGCUAGACAUCAUAUGCAGUGAAACUUAAACAUCAGUAUAAAGUAGAUGGCUGUUAGUAAUUGUGACCUUGCUUUUAUUGAAAUUUAGUAAACUCUGUGAUUGGUUAUUGUAACUUCUUCUCAUUCUACCAUGCCCUUGACUUCAGUAGAAGGAGUCUCAUCUAUCAUCCAAAUUGGAUUUGUUGGUCUGUUCCAUAUAAUGUGACAAGUGGUUGAGCCUUUGUAUCAUUGAAUCGUUUUCUCUAUGGGUGGUUCGUUACAUAAUGGCUCUUCGUUCUUCACUUUGCUAAUAUUGUUAUUGCCAUGGAUUAGCGUGAUCAUCAAUGUUUCUUAAUGUGAACUUGCUUUUUCUGCAGAACCUUGAUAAUUUAGUGGAAGCCGCUCUUCAGUUUUAUGGUGAAAAGAAAGUGUUGAACAGUAGUCCUCUCCCAUUGUCUCUUGAGAAAGACAAGGACAACAGAUUGUUGCAGUCGGCACUUAAAUUUCCUGCAAAACUUGCAGUUGAUCUCCUAAACAACAGGCUGUUCAUUUCUGACAGCAACCACAAUCGCAUAGUGAGUAGCUUUUGAUCAUUAUAAGAUAUCCUUUAAACAUAAAUUCAUAUCCAUAAUUCAGUAGGAUACAAUAAACUUUAAUAGUAUUAUUCCUAUUGGAAUAGGUGGUCACUGACUUGGAUGGAAAUUUUAUUCUCCAAGUUGGGAGUACUGGUGAGGAAGGCUUACAAGAUGGCUCUUUUGAUGUUGCUUGUUUCAACCGUCCACAGGUUAGUAACUUAAUUUUAUGUGUUGUACAAUUAAUCGGCUUAUGUCCCUUAAUAACAGACGCAUUUCGUCUCAUCAUAUAUCCUAGAACGUAAUAAAAUGUGUCCAUAAAGACAAUUUUUUUAUGUAUUGUGACAGUUUUAAUUUUUAUAAUUGUGUGUUGGUCUAUUUCCACUCAAUGUUGACAGGUGUUAGAUAACUUCGUUUUUCUACAUUCAAACCCCUCAUAAGAUUUAGGAUCAUUUAAGUGGCAUAAGUCUGCGUUAUUAUGUUUGUUUCUUUAAGAUUUAGGAUCCGACUUACUUUUAGUUGUGAUAAGUUGAAUCCCGUUAGGAUAGUUUUUACUUUAUUAGGUUAUUUGACACGAAAUCAGACAACCUUGUUCAGUUUCAAACACAAAAAUGUUUCUUAGGUUCUCCAUGCUCUCCCUGACGUCAACUCCUUUGUUUUUGUAAGAGAUUCAUAGUACAUUAAUCUAAAAUUGGUCGGGAUCCUAUGCUGACAAGAUAAAGGAAGCAGGAGCUCCCUAUUAAUUUCCUGAUCUAUUUUGAAAUUAUUUUUUUUGUUUUCUUCACAUCUAUGCCACUAAUUUGCUGACUUGAGGUUGUUGGUACCUUCCAUCACAUUCCUGAGUUAGAACUAUUGUGACCUUGCUGCGCUCAUCAUUUUAUAGCCUUUCUGUAAUCUUUAUUCUCAACAGUUCCUUCAAGCUGGUGGUGCAUAUCUCAUUCUUUCAUAGACGCCUUGAAACUUUGUUGAAUAUUCUGUGAGUUUUUACCUAGGAUCUAUCCUUCUUGAUGUUGAAAAACUGAGUGGAGAUCUGAAUGAGCACUUCACAUAGUCCAACUGCCGGUCAGGAUGACGACGCUGCCAAUGGGGGACUUCAAUGUUAUGUUGAGGAUUCAGGAAGGAAUGAAGUUGGGGGUGUUCAAGUUGUGAAGGGUUGGGGGGGGGGGGUCUUAUGAUUUUAUCGCCACUGCAGUUCUUGUUGAUACAUUGCCAAUGUUCCUUGCUUUAGCCCACUUUCAUAGAUUAGCAGCUAUCUAUUUUUCUGACUACUUUCUAUUCAUAGCAUAUUUUGCUAAAGAUUAGUUGAGGACGUAAAAAAAGCUCAUAUUUGUUUUGAUAAAUAGUGGCUAUAUGAGGAAGACUGUUACGUAUUCCUUAGGAGGUUUUGGCCUACAAUACUGGAGAUUCAUUGGCAGUGACUAUUUUGAUGAAGUUGGAAUGGUUAGGUCAUCAUCUAUCUUAAUGGCGGGAUAGCUAGCUCCCCCUUGGGAAGAACGUGAAGAGCAAUGCUCUUCAGAAGUUGUAUGCUCUGGGGGGAUUUAAUCCACUUGAGAAAGCUUGUUUGCUUUACUAUAGUGGCAUGCAUAAUAGGGAGAGCUGUCACUAUAAGGGGGGUAUUCUUUCGGCAACAAAGGGACAACAAUAGGCAUUUCAUAGGAUUGCGUUAGUGACACUAUUCUCUUUCUAUUUAAAGAGGCACACUAGUGGAUGGUGGGAGAAUUAAAAGGACACAAUACCGCUCUUCCUUCAUGGAAAAUAUGAAUUUUUUCUGCACUUAUGUCCUGCAUAUCUAUUCGGAGAGAUGAGUGCUUAAUUUUACUUUUUAUAUCUAUUCGGAGAUCUAAUGAUGAUUAGCAUUUGUUAUAGGGCUUAGCUUACAAUCCAAAGAAAAAUACACUGUAUGUUGCAGACACAGAGAACCAUGCUUUAAGGUACAUGUGCCCAACUUUUCAUCUAUUAUGGCCAUUUUUAUGUAGCUUUGUACCACUUAAAAAGCAGUUUUAAUAUUUUUUUUGAAUUUUUAAGAGUAAAUGAAUUACCUGAUCUUGAUGGUUUUGAUGAACAACUUCUUUGCUUAUCAUCUAUCGGUGUCAAGGCCAGGUCUCUCCGUUUUUUCAUUUUAUUACUGACGUUCUACCAGAAUAGAGUCCAUAUGUAGUCCUAUCCUCUUCUCUUCAUCCCUUCACUCUCUUUCAUCCCCCCUCCAAACUUCUGUCCCUCUCUAUCCUCUCUCCCUCCCUGCCUCCUCCUAUGUCAGUUUCAGUAAGAGUAUUGGCACUAUGCUUUAGGUAGCACAUGAGUUGCGCAGGUGUUGGCAUGGGGCCAGGCAGGUCCAAGAAAUAUGAUCAACCGUUGACUGGACGGACUUCAGGCAUUUCGUUUGAUACUUGGGCUAGGUCUGGGAUUCAGUCAGGCCUAGCCCUAGAUAUAAAUAAAUUAGUGAAGAAAGGAAUUAUUCUUCUAUGCUUAACUAAAGUAACUUGUACAAUAUCUAUAUAUAUAUAUAGUAUAGAUAGAUAUAUGAGGCUUUCUCUCCUACUAAGUCCUAAAAAAUAGGAAGAAAAUGGACAAGGAAAAUUGAUGUAUUUAGGAAGGCAUCUUUGAAAAUAUCUGAUGAUUUUUAUCACUCACUCAAGUUGGUGAGUGGAGAUCUUCUAUUCCCAACUUGUUAGCUGCAUGAAAUCAUGCAACACGUAGUUUGUUAGUUAGGUUAUCUACGAAUUGGUCUUAUAAUAGCACAAAUGGAUUGUUAAGCAGCUCACUUUUUAAGCUUCUUUUUUAUGAACUGUCUGUCAAUCUCUAUAUGCUUAAUUCGAUUAUGUUAGACUAGACUAUGUACAAUUCUGAUUGUAGAUUUGUCAUCAUAAUACAGCUUUGUAGGCCCAAAUCUUGCAAUCCUGAAGUCAUCUAGGAUUACUUUUGACAACAAUAACUCACAUACUCUAUGAGCCAUGGCCCUGAAUUCAGAUUCAGCUCUUGAUCUGGGAGUGACAUUCUUUUUUGCUCUUUCAUGUCACAAGAUAUUUCAGGAGCGUGCAAUAAGUUUUAAUGGACUUUGUAUCAACCAGUCAUCCUUCAUUGUCUGUAUCUCUAUAAAUUACAGUCCUCUCCUUUCUGUGCCUUUUGAGGUCUUGAAGUAUUCUAUGAGCUACUCGCAAAUGCUCUUUAGGAUUAUGCAACAAUUGUCUUGCUACACAGGCACUAUAGGCUAUAUCUGACCUGUGUGAUAAGUAAAUUAGUUUCAUAGAAGUCUUUGAUAGCUUCUUUCAUCGACAGCAUUUUUUUUUUCUUUCCUAAACCUAUUGUUUUGUUCAAUAGGAGUGUUUGUCGAUUGUUCUCUAGCUUUUCAAUCUCCUUGAGUAAAUCUGAAAUGCAUUUUCUUUAAGAAAUGAAUAUUCCGUAAGGAAGCAUUUUGAAAUUUGCCAACCCUUUAAUUUCCAAUUCAUCAGCUAAGAAACCUAUUAAAUUCUUCGUUAAAUUUUGAUAAUUUAUAGUAAUAUAUCAUUAAAAUUAACAAGGAUAAUGAUCACAUUACCUCCAUUGGCAUAGUUGAUAAACAGUGUAUGUUCCUUUUCAGUUCACCUAUAUCACAUAUAUUUUGUAAGGCAGAAAAGCCAUGGUCAAGGUAAUUGCUUUCACCGUAUAAAAUACUUUCUUUAGUUGACUCCUAUUUUUUGAUCCGAGUUUUUUGUCAAAACCAAGUAGAAUCUUCAUGAAGACUUCUUCUUCCAAAUCCUUGUGAAGGAAAGCAUUCUUCACAUUAAGUUGUUGUGAAUUCCAGCCAAACUCUCUUGAUAUAGAUAAUAAGUCCUGCACAGUAUUCAUCUUUUCCCAUUGGUGCAGAAGUUUCAACAUAAUCUGUUCUGUUUGUUUGAGCAUAAUCUUUUGCGAGUAGUCUUGUCUUGUGGCUUCCUGAAGUAUAACUAGCUUUAUACUUUAGAAUGCAACCUAUUUACCUCUCAUAAUUUUCUUGUCUUUAGGCUGAGAAACAAUCUCCUCAGUCUGAAUUUUUUUCUAGUACAUUCAUCUUCUCUUCCAUGGCUCGUGUCCAAUUUUUUAUUGCUUAAAACAUCUAUAAUUGUUUUUGGUACAUCAGUAGAAUUUAGUGCAACAAAGUCCUCAUGCUGAGAAGACAAUCGAUCAAAAGGCACAAAAUCAAUUUUAGGAUAUUGAGUUUCCUUAUGAUUCCUUUUCUCACUGCAAUGGGAAGGCCAAGAUCAGAUUGUUCAUUACGUGUCAAGAGUGUUAUUUCUCUGCCUGAAUUUGGUUUAGAUUUAAGAGUUCGUCCUUGGGCUAGAUUGAGUUUGUACAUGCUUUGAAUAAACUUUCUAUUUCCUAGUUUGUUGAAUAGAGUGUGUCUGAUACUGUUCGAAACCUUUUUGUUUUUUUACAUUGAAUGAGUCAUUCUCGGUUUUUCUAUUCGAGAGUUUUUUUUUUCUCAAAAUAUUCAACUAGGCUAAAUUUGAAUAAUUCUUACCAACACAUUAAAUUGUUCUCUUUCCUGAACUGAUGAUAUUUUCUGAGAGCACCGAAAAUUGUGGGAGAGAUAACACACGCCAGGAAAAAUCCAGGAGCGGAAGAUGCAUAUCCUCUUAGUAGGAGAAAGCCAGGAACGCCAGAAGAAACAAACAAGAACGAUACUUUCAGAUAGGAACGAUGGUACUAUCUAGUACUAAGAGGAACUGCUGAAACCCUAGUUCAAAUUGUGUGCAGAGCUUUCUCCUAGUCUAUGUUCCAACUAGGGUUAGAAAUAUCCAUAUGUGGAUUCAGUGGUGUAGGUUUGGGGCCAUAAAUGAAUCUACAUACAAGUUUUUCCGACCCAAGAUAGAUCUGCGACUUAAUGGGUUAGAAGGCAUGACUGGUGGACUCAACUAACUUUAAUUGAAGAAAGGUAUUAACUGGUUCUCAACACUCCCCAUCAAGAAAAGCGUACAUAUAACACAUGCAUAGCUUGUAUAGUGAAAAAUUUAGCUUGCCACAUGUGAGGCCCUAAGUGACAUUGAUAGGUCGAUUUUCUAAAUGAACAUAAGGAAUACACAGAUCUCCAAAGUCAAGUUUCUCCUUGAUAAAGUGUCGGUCUAUCUCAGUAUCUUUGGUCAAUAUGUAGUCAAACUAAAAUUAAUGUGAGUUCAUUUAUAUUGUGUAAAUUUGAGUUCAUUUAUCUGGUCCUAGGCCAUGGCUUUAUUUUGUGUUUGAGUUCUAAAUCUUGUCAUAAUUAGUUGUUUCUUGCUUCCCCAUGUCAUUAGAUUUGCACCAAGGUAUCUGUAAUAACUUAUAAUAGAUCCCCAAUCAUCAUGACAUUCAGUUCAAUCUACAUCUACAUAGCCCUUGUUACGUAAGUCUUGAGACUUAAAGAGUAUAAUAUCUCCUGUUAGAUUUGAUUUAAGGUACCAUAGAAUCCGACCAACAGACUUCAUUUGUAAGUCUUUUUGCGAGUGAAGAAAUUUACUAAUGGUACUCGCGACAUAACUAAUAUCAAGUAUAGUCAAAGUUAAAUAUAUAAGGUUCCCAAGGUCUUUCAUAUAUGUCUUUAUCAACAUCAGAAGAAGUGCACCUUCUUAUUCAUGCAACAGAUAAUUCAUUUCAGAGAGAUUUUAAAUAAAUCUGUACACGAGUUUACUAGUUUCUUGCAAUGGAUCCUAUGCAUAUUUUCUUUGACAUAUGUUGAUACCUUUGCUUGAUUUCAGAACAUAAAUGCCAGAAAAUUGGUUCGAGGUUACUAAGAUUUUUUAUUUCAAAUUCUUUAGGAAGUAUGACCUUUAAAUUUGGUUAUCUUUGUCAUCAUCACUUACGAUCACCAUAUCAACAAGACAAACAAUUAAAAUACAAAGUUUUCCUACUUAAUAUUUGGAAUCAAAGUAUGAUCCGCUUUGCUUGGUUUAUAUUCAAAAGUAAUCAUGAUCUUUCUACAUUUGUCAAAUGUUGUCUGUAAAAAUUGCUUUUAGUCAUAUGAAGCUUUCUUCAACUUGCAUACUUUUGCUUGGAUAUUUUUACAUGGAGGACACUAUAUAUUCUCUCUUCAAAGUUUUCAUCAAAGAAGACGUGUUUGAUAUCAAAUUAGUGGAGAUUACAUUAAAAUUCUGCAGCUAGUGAAAAUAACUAAUAAAUUUGAGUUUUGCCAUGGGAGAAAAGAUUUCCUUAAAGUCAAUGCCAUAUGUUUAUGUAAUGCAUUUGCUAGUAGUUUUGUCUUAUACUUAUCAGUGGUUACUUUUGCUUUAUAUUUUGUUGGAGGUUCUAGGUCGUAGGGAAAUAAUGUAAUUAGUUGAGGUGUUUUCGUAAAAGUUGUGUAUCAUUACUCCGUAUAUAAUGGGGGUUACAGUUGAAUAAAUCUUGAGGUGGUUUCCGCCAAUCUCCCCUCUGUCCUUUGUGACGAGGUUUUCUCUCUCUAUUUCCAACAUUUGAUAGUAAAUAUACCCAUUUAGAGACAACAAAAACUAAUUUCUUUCCAGAAAAAAAUACAAAAUCUUACUUUUUAAGGCCCUCAUUUCCUCAUUCAUCACAUGUAACCACUUUAGAUUCUUCAUGCCUUUGGAUGUACUAAAGGUUCAGAGUGGCUGGGAGUUCGGGCUUGUGCAGAGUUAGGGAUGAAAAUAUUCGCGUUAAGAGUCAAGAGGGACGCUUAUGGGAAUCCCGCAGUUGUCUUCAAUAGUCAUGAACUGGGACUGGAAGAGCUUGCUUGCUUUCAUUGUGUGAAACCUACUGGCUAUCUGUCCCUCAGAAAGGACCAGAGAAAUAUUUAUUGCAUGAAGAAAAUAAUAGAUUAGAGUACUGCGUGGCUCAGUUGUAGCAACAAUCCAUUUCCAUCAGCUCUGUAUGAGAAAAGAAUGGAGAGGCGGAAUAUGAUCUCUCAAUUAAAAAGGGGGUUGGAUUUCUUUACACAGUCCCUGGCAGAUUGUGUCCUAUCUCUGAUGGCUCUUUUUGUAACAGUGGGUUGCGGAUUGUAUUUUCUUAUCUUCCGUCUGUUUUCCCUUGCUUUGGAGGGCUAAUGGUAACAUAUUUUCAGCUCCCACUUCCUGCCUUGCUAUUUCAUAUCAUACUACCUCUACUGUCUAUAUGCCCUUGAUCCCAUGAGUUGGGCUGGAUGUCAACCAUUCCUGGUUUCUCUUCUCUUUUCUUGCAUCUUUAAAAUGUUAGAUUGUACAAAAAGGGAUCACUAUAGUUACAAGGGAAAUUCCAUCCUUGUAAUUAUUAUCUCCUGUGGAUAGGGAAUACAAUUUUUUAUGGGAAAAUAACCUGAAAAGGCAUUUUGAUCAGGCAUACCAAAUUUUCCUUGCCAAAUUAUAAAUACUAGGUUAUGGUCCUAGAUUUUGCAAUUUAGAAAUGUAGCUACUAUUUAUAAAGGAAGUAAUCUUUUGCUUAAAAAAGGGUCACAUUGCACUGGAUGUUUUGCAAAUGGAUAGCUUCUCUUAGAUUUUACUGUAUGUUUCUUGGUGACAUGUGACCUUGUCAAUUCGUAAAAGAGAAAUUUCUUGUUGAUCACCAAUAAAAUAGUUGUAAGUACCACCUCUCUCAGAAACCGGAUUUAAAGGGCCUAUUUAUUUAUUUUUAUAUGCAUGAAUAUCUUUUUCUUUUUUUUCUUAGAUAUACCAUUUCACCAGCAGGGCACAAACAUAAGUUCCAUUGCAUCUUUCCGGCAGGAUGAUGUUAACUCAAAAUAGGCAUCAAUGUGAACUUGGCCUCUAGUUAAUUGGUACUUGUUUGUCAAAAUAAGCAUUAAUCCUUAAUUAAUGGAUAACUUCAUUACUUGAAUGUUGUCUUUGAUAGACCUUGUAAAGAGACAUCAUUCAUUUUUUAUACCAUUUUCGAGUUUCUUGAAUAGAUAAGCCUUGUUUUUAUUGCAAUGUACUCACCAAAUAAUUAUUGAGUGUUUUCUUUUUAUUAAACGAGCACAUGAAUUUAUAGAAAGGCUUAAAGGAGUAUCCAGUUUAUUUAUAUCACUGUUUAGAUUAGGACAUUGAAAAUGGAUCUUUUCUUAUAAGCCUUAUAAGUUAAAUAAUAUCCCGUGAAUUUCGAUCAUAUUGAUUUAUUUUUUUAAUUAGUAGCCCCUGAUAUAUUGACCACACAAUGAAGUGUUAUACAUCCAAGGUGAGUGGGAAGAUUUGAGGAAUUAAUCUUAGCCAUCAUUGUAUGGCGUAUUUGUUCUAUUUUUAAGUUGUAACAAAGGCUGUGCUCAUAAUGAAAGUCAUCUUCCGUUCGUGUUUUCUUUUUUCAGUUUUAUUAUUGGCACUGCUGUGUCUGUCCUGUAGAUUUAUCUUGCUCAGUUUGCCAUCGGCCCAUUGGCUAGUCUGUCACAUACACCUCUGCAUCAGUGACAAUUGAUCCUUUCCUUAUGUAGGGAAAUAGAUUUUGUGGACGAGUCAGUGAGGACUCUUGCUGGUAAUGGAACAAAAGGCUCUGACUAUAAGGGGGGUAGAACAGGGAGCUCUCAGGUAAGGAUCAUUGGAAAAAACAACUUUCUUGCAUAAGACUUAACUUAAGGUUGAGCAUUCCUUCUCUCCGCGAAGCUAGUUGUAUGAUUUUUUACGGAACUAUUGUACCUUUUUUGCAUUGGAUCAUCUCAGUUGAGAAUGUGAUUGAUUUAAAUUUUUGUGUCUUUAAGAUGCAUAGUAUAAUGCAAUCUCAGUGCGCUGUAAAGUAAUUCACUUUUUUGAGGUAAGGACACUUUGGAAAGUCAUCUCUCUGGCUUGAGGCGCACUCUUCGUAAUUUUCUUAAAGCUAGUUGUAUAUUUUUUAUGCAAAAAGGUCUCAUUUCUUGAUAGAGUAAUCUCUGGUCAUUUUAUGAUACAUUUUUGGUUUUUUUCAAUCUUCAAAUUUAGAUUAUGUCACUAUCACAAUGCGCUGUCAAUCUGAUUUAUUUCUCUUCUUAGGUGCUGAACUCUCCAUGGGAUGUCUGCUUUAACCCAUCAAAUGAAAUUGUUUACAUUGCCUUAGCUGGACAACAUCAAAUUUGGGAGCACAACACAUCAACUAGUGUUACUAAAGCUAUCAGUGGUGAUGGUUUUGAAAGAAAUUUGAAUGGCUCAAGGUACCAUGCCUUGAUGUUGUCAAAUCUAGGGCCUACGGUUCUCAUGAGCCGUUCAAGUUUCAUCUGUACUCUACAUUGCUACUUUGUGUUCUUCUUCUAUUGUGGACGUGUGAUAUGAUGCAUAACCUUAGUCUAUUUUUCAUCUUACUCAAUAUCAAUUAUUUAUCCUUCAUUUUCCUGUUUAGUUUCAAUUACAAAUGGCUCUUUCAUGCCUUCUUCACAUAUGAGUACCAGUCUGAUUCUGUAGUCUCACAUAUGGGUGACACUAUUUCAGUUUUUUUUUUGUUUUCUUCAAAGGAGAAAGACUACUUAUUGCAAUGCAUGUAAGCUGAUCUUUUAAUUAGUCAUACUGUGUGAUUCUCGUGGUGCUUUACAGUAUCUGUGUGGUUAUUAGUUGAAGCUUUUGGUAAUCUAAUCAAAGGGAAGAUAUGCUACAAAACUUUGCUUGCCCAUGUUGGGCAUGUUUUCUAUGUUAAAGGUCAUCCACAAUGACUAAUGACUUAUUCCCAAGUAAUUGAUUGCAUUCUAUUGCACUGCUAUCCAGAGUUAAAAGUUUGGGGAAAAAACUUUAUUGGAUAGGGAAAAAGCUCAAAGAGCCAAGAAAUUCACUGAAGCGAAAAAAGGUGGUACUGAUUGGGAGUUACAGAUGUUGUAUAACCUUGAAACCUUGAUAAAAUGAAACAAAUACCAUAUAGAUUAUUGCCUAUCAAGGGCAAUAUCUUCUAGUAAUAAAAUCAAAAUUACAAGUGGAAAGGACUAAUUUUAAACUGUAGGUUGCUGAACUAUUACCUGCUGGGGUGCCUUCAUAUUUCUUUUUCUUCUUAACUUUGAGAAUUUAUGAUUUAUAAAUAUAUUGAGCUGCGUAAUCAUCUAGAUUAAUGCCUAAUGUUGAGUUGCAUAAUCAUCUACAUCAGUACCCUCCAUAUGAAGAAGGCUUGACAUUUUUGCUCGGUCUAUAGUUGGUCCAUACAUGAAUCUACAAUGUUGAAAGCCUAGGAAAUAUUGAUUUAGUGUCAACCACGUAUGCUUGUGAUCCAAUCUUCAAUGGCUUCAACUUGCUAUAAGUACCUUCCGGGAACCUGUCCUCUUUAAAAACGAUGUCACAUCAUCACUGCAUAUUCUGGUGUCCUUAUUUUCAUCAGGGUUAUAUUUACGUGUAUCUUAAUAAACGUGUAUCUUAUGUUUAGCAAUCUCUGAAGGGUGACCGUGAUUUGUUAUUUUUGUCACCCAGUGACAUGAAGAGUAAUAUCCUUAAUAAUGCAUUACUCUACUGUUAAGAAAUCUAGAAUGUUCUUGCCUUUCGUUGAAUAUUACUUUUUAUUGUCAUAGUAGCUUAAUGAGCACUUCAUUCGCCCAAAAUGGUUGUUACUUCUUCCUUCAAUCGGGCAUGCAUUUUAUUAAUUUAAAUAGAUGAAGAACGAUCCAGGAUUUGUAUUUGAAGAACAUUAAUGAAACUUGGAAAUCUUAAAGCUUGAUGAAUACAUCAUGCUAGAUUAUUGUCAAAGUUUUGAUUGUCUUGCCAGAAUUCUGAAUAUCUGUACCUCAAAAUGCAGUUCUACAAACACUUCAUUUGCUCAGCCUUCUGGAAUAUCAUUAUCUCCUGGUAACAAAUAAUCUACUGAUUGGUCGCUUUAUUCUCUCUUCCUUAUUAAUCUAGAUGUAAUGUCAUUUAACGUCUACUACUUGAACAGAUAUGCUAGAGGUGUAUGUGGCUGACAGUGAAAGUAGCUCUAUCCGUGUGCUUGACCUGAAAACUGGGGGCUCAAGGUUGCUGGCUGGGGGUGAUUCAGUCUUUUCCGAGAAUUUAUUUAGGGUAUCUCCUCUUGUAAUCAUCAUUAUCAUUUCAGAGUGCUUUCAUAUCUGAAAGAUAUACAUUGAUUUUCAUCUAUUGCCACUUUCUUGGGUAAAAUUCUUCUGCAGUUCGGUGAUCAUGAUGGAAUAGGUGCCGAUGUCCUUUUCCAGCAUCCAUUAGGCGUCUUCUGUGGAAAAGAUGGUCAGAUUUACAUAGCAGAUUCGUAUAACCACAAGGUACUGGUUAUUUUGGAUUAAGCAUUACAUCACUAUACUCAUCCAUUUCUACCAUCGUCCAAACACUCAAAAAUACUCUGUAAUCGAGGGAAUAACCUUUGUUCGCUCAUCUGUCUUCAUGUGAAUUUAUUAGCCAUGCUAAAAAUUUCAUUUGUAUAAAUAUCUAUAUUUUAAAUUUCAUUUAUGUACGAUAUUGAAUAUAGUUAACUUUUAUAUUCUAGCUCAUUAAUAAAAAGCCUUUUCCACUCACUCAUUAGAGAAACAUUUUUUAGCAGACGAGAUGGUGAUGCCUUAUGAAAGACACAUUCUACAGGGAAUGUAGUGGAGUUUAUGAGAGCAUGUAAAUUAUUUUUCCCCAUUUGAUCCUUUUAUAACUUCUAAGGGGCAUAUCUUUCAUAGGAAAAGUUACUUUCGUAAAGAAACAACAGAAUGCUUAGGGCAGAACCUAAAAUGUCCAGACAAGGUCCCAUGCUUAUUACUUUUUUUAUGGUCUGUUUUCUACUCAUGGUUUAUUUUUUAUGGAAUAUUUAUAUGAAAGUACUGAUUCUCAGUUGGCCUAACAGGUUUCUAUGACCUCGACAUUUCUGCUUUUUUAAUAUCUAAAACAAGAAAUGUAUUUAUGUCUCGCAUUACUUGAUUUUUGUUGAGUAUUCGGUGGAUGACUACUGUUUUUAAAUGGACAGAUAAAAAAACUUGACCCAGUUAGCAAAAGAGUGGUCACAAUAGCAGGGACAGGUAAUGCUGGUUUCAAGGAUGGAGCAGCCCUAUCAGCCCAGGUUUAGUCCAAUUUUUUCUUUUUUUUUUCUAUUUUCUGCAACAUUGAAUGAUUGCUUUUGAAAUAACUCUUUCCUGUUUUACACAUUACCCUGAGUUCAUAGCUCCAUCCUCUCAAUUGUGUAGCAAAGAAUUUCCUCUCAUUUCCUCUAAUCUCACUUCAACGGAAAAAAAUAAUUGGUGACCAAAGACAGUAAUACCUAUCACACACAAAAGCGGAACCACCUCACUCACAAUACACAAUUCCUAGUUUACUAACUGAUAGACAAAAAAGUUUGCCAACUAAUCUUUGAUUACCCUUAGUAUUAUGAAGAACGUUCUCGGUAUUAAUAGCAUUGGAUACUAUCCACAGGCUAAGCUGCUUACUUUUUCUAGUAGUUCUGUGGCAUAUUUCCUUUGGGAAAAGACAUUUACUUUCAACACUACAAUCUCAGUGCCUCAGAAAAACUUGAGCUGACCAAGAUCCUUCAUCUCAAAUGCAUUUGUUAAGUUCCUCAUCAGGUUCUUAAUCCCUUUGAUAUUUUCCCAUAUAGUUAUCAUGUCAUCAACAUAUACUUGGAGAAUCACUUAGUAUCUUUUUAUUUAACUAACACUAUAUUGCUUACUCUACCCAAAUCUGAUUAUAGUAACGUCAAAUCUAGAGAACCUAGCCCAUGGUGGAUGACUUAGGUAUGAUCAUGCGUUGGGGCGGCCUUUCUAUUAUUUUCUUACUCUUACCAUGAAUAAAUUUUCCUUAAGCUCCUCGUCAAAGAGCGUCUCGAAUGUCUCUGGCUCUUCCCUACUGGAGUUAAGACCUUCACAGUGGAUAGCUCGGAACCAGUCGAUUCCUGAGCCAUUCGUUCUCCCGUCAACCUCUCGGUUGGCCUUUGCCAGCCCUUCCACGUAAGGAAGAGAACUGCCAGUGAAUGAACUUGAAGAACCGAAGAUUUUUACCGGUUCCUUAGAAAAGCUAUCAUUAUAAUUUAGUGUAUGUGCCCAGAAGAGUACCAUAAUGAAUUCCCUGACUUUUUCUGUGUGGAAUUGAACAAAAAAAAUAGAUCAACUCCAAGACAUUAUUUUUAUGGAUUUUAGUAAUGAACUUUUUUUUGAAAAAUAAUUUAGGAGUCCUAUUUAUGCGAGCUUUUAUCUUACAUAGACUACCAAGUACAUGAAGUAGAGGUGAAAAUAACAGUCAGCGUUGAAAGCAAUGAUUUAUAGGAAGCUUACUGCCAUAAUUUUGUUUACGCUCUUGGGGAAAAGCAUCAGCAAAAUGUACUUCAACUGGAAGCCUUUUAAAGAAAUGAUGCUGAAAAAGAAGAGCACGGGUGAUAACCUUUUGAGUACCUUUUCUAGGUGAAGGGCUGGAGGUGGUCCUGCUUAAUUGUGAAAGAAUCAUAUGUAAGCAACAAUGUUUGGUUAUGAGAAGUACAUACCUCAGCUCAAAGAAGAGAUGGAAAAAGGAACUCCUAAAUUAUGAGUUAUUUUAAUGUUCUCUUUAACUGUUUGUCCUUGAAGAUCUUGCCCUUUUUUGUAAGGAUACCUCUCCCAACACCUGUCUACAUUGUGGUUCUCCUUGCCACAGUGUGUACAUCCUGCCAUCGUUAUUAUUUCCCAUGCCUGAAUUGUUUCUCUUUUUUCUCCUUUAAAGUGCUUAUGCUAGUCUAAAUAUUUAUUGCUGAUGCAAACACUAGGAGAUAGAAUAUGCAGCAGAAAAUCUCUCUUCAUAUUCACAUCGUAAGUGACUGCUACAUACAAGUGCCAGGGCCACAAAACAAGGAAACUACCUAACUAGGAAACCGAAAAAUAGGAAACGAACAAGGUAUACCUGGAAAUGGUCCAGCUGAGAACCGAACUCCUAAAUAUUUGUUCUUUCCCACAUUUGUUCUGAGCAAUGCUUCCACUAAUUGAACCUUCAUUCAUGGUUUUUCACUUUCCUCUAUCGGGUCAUUGAAAUAUUCGUAUCCUAGAGUUGAUUCUGUGAUGAAAUAUGAGAAUCUGACACCUCAACACCAAAUAGCUAGGGUUCCUACUUUUAAAUUUCUCAUCAUACUAGAAAUCUUGGAGCUUUUCUAUUAUCCUUUUCUAGUUGCAUGUUAUAAUCCUUUAGAAAAUCAAUCAUGUGUCUCCAAUUAGCCAAAUGCUGGAAGAAUUUCUUUUUCUCCUUUCCUAUUCAACCUAUUUUCUCUUAAUUAAAAAAAAAUCCUCUUUUUUUCUCUUGUAAUCUUAUUAUUCCAAUAGUUACAUGCACAUGCUCGGGCCAACCCACCUUGUUGUAAAGAUGAAUGUCCACCUAAUAUUUUUUCACCUCUUGGGGUUAUUUUCACGUGGAAUUACUAUUAACAUACUAUUUAAAACGGUACUUGUUUUUUACAGCUUUCUGAGCCAUCCGGGAUCACUGAUGCAGGAAAUGGUAUGCUUUUUUUCUGUUUAUCAUUGUAUUUUCGCUAGUCAUGUCUCAUGCUGAUGUGCGUUCUCGAAACUCAGUUUGAAAUUAAAUCCUCACCUUAUAGAGACUUCAUUUGGCUGCUUUAUACGAAGGUUGAAGCUAAAUACUCUGGUGGACAAAAGUUAUUCAAUUUUCAGCAAUAGGGUUGUGCCUUAACGGAUCUUCAUAUGAGAAGUGUAACUGUUAUUCUCAUAAAAAAGAGAUUGGAUUUCCUUUAAGAAUAUAAAAUAGUCUACCAUUACAUUCAACUGGUUUUGUUGACCCCUGGAGUUGAAUGGUUUCAAGUGCAAUGAAGUGCACCUGAAGUUCAAGAAGUUCCUAUGGGUGAAGGUGGAAGGGAAUUAGUAGAAACUUAUAGUAUUCUCUGUGGGAAAGAACAUAUAUUAAGUAGUUCGGUUCUUAGUUGGACCGUUUCCUAGUUGUCAGGUAGUUUCCUUGUUUUGUGGCCCAGGUACUAGCAACUAACAGUCACUCAUGAUGCGAAUAUGUGAAGAACUAUAGUGAGAAAUAGCAUGUUUGAGAUUCUUUAAUUAUCAUUUGUUUAUUAUUUACUUCAGUACAAAUAGGCUCUUUAAGUUGCAAUAACUAAUGCACAGGCUAUGGAACUAAAUUGAAUAACCUUUUUUCUAAUCAAAGGCACAUAAAAAUUAAUUGUAUUUAUUGUCAUACUUUAAAUAGAAUAGUGCCAUUCAACAAUGUACACACCUAAAACCAGAGGUUGUAUUAAUAAGAUCACAUCUGUUUAUGGAGGAAAAAGAUUCAAAUCAGAAUAGAUCGGAUCGGAUGGAAUAAAUAAAAAAUGCAGUAUAUAAGUGAUCUCUUAAUUCUAUGACAUAGUGGCAAAAACCAAUGGUAACCCUUGAACUGUGCACAUCCUCAUUGAAUAAUUAUCUGUUUAUGGGACUAAAAAUGUACAAAAGUAACGCAUAAAAUGGAAAUAAGAGAUGAAUAAGCUACUACAAGGUCAUAAUUACAUCUUUGUAAGAUUGGAGAAGUCCAGUAAACAUGUCAUGUCAACUUCACAACAUAAUGGCAUAAUAAAUCGGACAGGAAACCUGAAGCCUGCCCCACACUAUAUUUUUUAGACUUGGGCCUCUAAUUCUAUCUUCGUAUUUGGCCUGAAGCCUGUCUUUGCACAUUUAGUUGAAUGGAACAAUUUUUCUUUUUGAUUCAAUUUUUUAAAAAGCUAUCCUCCCUCAUCGUUCUUGGUCAUAAGGGAUGAGGAGACUAGGUUAGCCAAAAGAUGGUUAUCCGUUCAAGGAAACAAAGUGACCUUGAUUUUUCAGGGUAUUCCCUUAUUUCUUCUAGACUAAUUGCUUUGUACCUCCGCAUCCUGUUGUUCCAUACCCCAUGAUUAGUUCUUCCACAUCAAAUAAGUUUUCCUCAAUGCCCCACACAACUUCUAAAACAACAACAUAAUAAUUAUAAAGGACUAGAACAUUGAAAUCAGUCACAAUUUAUAAGCCUUGAUUCGUAAAAUGAAGAGAGGAACAAGUUCCUAUACAAGGCAACGUGAUUUCAUAUUGAGCUUCAAAUCUAUGGUUAUUUUACAAAGAUCUUUUUCCUUCUUUCUCCCUUUUAGCACUAACCAUUCUUUGUGUAGUCUUGUCAUGCCAAUAGCUGAGUUCAUGAUUGGGCUCACUAGCCAUUUUGGAUUGCCCUAUCUCUCAACAUGAUCAUAAAGCUUAACAAAAAACUUUGGUUACUCAUGCACUUUGCAGGAUAAUAGUCAAAACAGUCCUAUUAGAUUUGAGUUAAGCUAAACAUCCCUCUGGACCAUCGUUAUCAGAAGGUAACACCAGUGACAAGCUAUUUUCAUUCUCUAAUGCUAGGAAUACUAUUUGACUGUCAUCCCUCACAAAUGUACAUCAAUAAAGGUUAUGAUGGAAGAAGAAUUCUUGAGCUUUGAAGAUCAGUCCCAUGGAUAUUUAAGUCAAUCAUACGUAUAAGAAUCUAAACACAAAUCUCAUAUAAUUAUCUUUACCUCAGAAGUGCUGAUAGUCUCAACUCUCUUAAGCCAAUGAUUCAAGGUACCUUCUUUUGUCACCUCAGUUUGUAAUUUAUUCAAUUAUUAGAUAUUCAUUUGGAUAAAACUAUCAUCCACUACCUCCAUUCUCACACAGGAUGAGAUAAUAGGUCUAGUAAAGAAAAGAAUCCACACACACGCACACACAUAAAUGUGGCGGUGAACUAGAAUGGGUAGAGAAACCAAGAACAUUACAAAGAUGUAUGACCAUGAAUGCUCUCAUAUGACCAGUAGAUCGAGUAUUUAAAGAGAAUCGCGUGAACAGUGGCACAAACACAAGGAGAAUACACAAAGGAAAAACUGCAAGUUUCUGGGCAUAUUUCUAGUUCGAAAAAUUUACCAGAAUAGGAAUUGGCCCAGUUUCAUAAUGGUUUGCAAGUUAAGAUAAAUAAUCCUCUUCGUAUCCUCGUUAUCUAACUGCUAGUUUUCAGUCAUUAUCUGAGAAAAAGCAAGAAAAGGAUCUGGGUGUAGAAUUUGUGUAAUGUCUGCAUGUGCCACAUAAAUCAUCUCUUUGUGAAUGUGUCCAGAGACAAAAUUUCUUAUUGAACUGAAAGCUUCACUGAUAAUUCUUUGUAAUCUUGCAGGGAGGCUUCUAAUAGCUGAUACAAAUAACAGUAGUAUAAGAUAUUUAGACCUGAAUGAAAAGGAACCUGCUCUUCAAACAUUAGAUCUAAAAGGUGUCCUUCCUCCAUCGCCAAGGCCAAAGUCACUGAAACGCCUCAGGAGGCGGCUAUCUGCUGACACUUAUAUUAUCAAGGUUGAUGGUGGGCCUUCUGCAGACGGAAACUUAAGUCUUAGAAUAUCAUUGCCUCCGGGGUAUCACUUCUCCAAGGUUUGGCUGGAAAUUUUCAUCCAUGACGUUUAUUCUUUUGUGAUUGUAUUAGAAAACUGGCUCUCAUCUUAAACCUCAAAAUUGAAUUUAUUUUCGUUCUGAUUUUAAUAAUGAUUUUCCUUAGAAUAUUGUCGUAUGCUCUGAAUCAUGCUUAUGGGAUUCACGAAGAGAGAUUUUUUUCUUUUGUUUCUGCCUAUGUAAUGAAGGCAAGGAUCAGACCCUCAGCCAGGCCAAGUUGGCACGAAAUUGACGUGUUUCUGACAUCACUGAACUUUACGUUAGUGGUCACUUGCAUCAAUCAUCUUUAUUUCAAUGUGGAAAAUCCAUUUAAUACUGAACCUUUGUAACCAACAAUUUAGAUCCCUUCUUCUAGAAAAAGAGCAGAAAGUGCUCUAUUUUUACUGGGAAAACAUUUUCAGACGUAAAUAAAUGGUGAUGGAAAGCCCUUCUCAGUUUUGUGGUUACUAGGCUUCUUUGCCAGUCAGGCUCCUUUGCCACUUAAACUAGGAAUUUCGCUCUUGACCAGCUGCCAUCAAGAGCCAUACUUAUCAACGGUGUUGUAUAUGAUGUGGGAUACAAAUAUUUUGAUGUCUGCUUGGAUGUAUGACAUCUUAGUUUAUAUUUUCUUGUCUGUUGAACUCGAUUGAUUAAAGUCAAACUGCGAAAAACAAUUACAUGAUUCUGAAUUUGGAUGGUUGUUAUUUUUCUACCAUUGUAACUUUUUAUAAGCUGGUUUUUUUUAUAAGAAUCCCAAUUAGUUGUAUUACACUAUGUUAUAGUGAGUAUUCUGUUGUAUUUAAUUUCCUCAAUUUGUCCUCAACCAGCAACAGACCCUUCUACGUUCGAAAUUGAUGUAACAAUGAAAGAAUGACCAUUCAAGACAGAAAAUAGCCUCAUAACUUUAUCCCAUUCAAAAUACAGGAAGCAAAAAGUAAAUUUGACGCGGAAACUGGAUCUGGAAAAGAGACGGUCAUUGAGCCAGCUGAUGGAUUUCUAGACUCUGAAGGAUCUGCAUCUCUUCAUUUCAAGAGAACAGUAUCUACACCCAGCGUGCAGAGAAUAAACGUCAAGGUAUGUCUGCGGAUGACUUUUUCUCACUACCUAAGUCAUGAACUUCUAACGCAGCAUGUGGUGAUGUCAAUGACGAUCUCAACUUUUACUUGGCUACUGAAUGUUAAGGUUUUCUGUGUUUUUAAAUUCCGCUUUUGUAGGAAACAUUUUUAAUGUCAAAAAUUGGUUUAGAAAACCGUAAAUUUCAUGAUAUUUAAUUGUUAUUAAAUAGCAGCCUAUUGUUACACAUAACAAAUUUGUCUCUAGGCUACUAGCCAGGAAAUGAAUUUUGGAGUUUUUUUAAAAAACAACUCCUUGUGAUCCGAUUACGCAUGGUCGGUCACUCGGGACUGAACAUCCUACUUACGAAUGUUCUAACUUCAUUAUCUGAAAUAUUCCAUAUCAUGUGGAAAAAUCUUUGGAGCUUUAAAAAAUUUUGAACAAACACCUCUGCAUUAAGUUUGCGGAGAGAUCACUAAUAUUAUAUUAUAAAAUCUUGACGCUCAGAACGGCAGAAGAAUAGCUAAUGGGUAAUCUUGCUAUCCUAAGAAGCAACCUUUUAAACUCAAACGAGUCCCAUUUUAGUUACUCUACACAAGUAUACUAGUGAUUAGAACAGUGGCCCCACUGGACUUGAUAACCAUUUAUUGUUUGAGUAUGACGUCCCUGUGCGACUUUGUGCAAAAGAAAAUGAUGUUACGAUUGAAAUGGAACAUGAUUAUUUCUCCCUACUCUACGAACAAGAGUAUGGACUGAAAAGGAAAUGAUAGUUAUGAUGACUUCCCUACUUGCACUAAAGGUAAGGUUUCAUUGAUUAUUCUAUGUAACAUUAGUGCUUCCAGGUUUCAGAAGUCGAGUUUGGCCAAUCCUCUAUAGCAGAUAACCUUAUUGCUCAGGUUGCUAUAAUCAAUAAGUAAGCACACUAUUUUUAUUGUGACAGGCCCUUUCUUACUAUCUUCUCCAUGGCAGCGUAUAGUCCCUAGAACCUAGUCUGACUCAGAUUGAUUGUAAGAGGUUAAACCUAGUUAAAGCCCGUUACUCAGGGUGUUGGGCUUAAUGACGGAAGUCUUUAACAGAAUAUAAAGUAGUAUGUUCAUCUCAAGUUGUAUGCUCAAUCGAUGUUACCCACCCAUGUUGGAGUGUUUUCUAGAAGUUAAUCCACAAGCGUACGUAUGCAAGAAAGGCCACAUUCAAUUUGAAACGUUGCACAUGUAGAUUAAACAUAUCAACCUAAAGUCAUUACUGAUUGUUUUUGAGUUGAAUGGAGCCAUAUUUUCACAUUCAGGAAGACAUCUUAAACCAUCUGGCGGUUCUAACAAGGGGCAGAAACUUCUCUUAUUGGCAUUCUUCAAUCAGCCCUCUUUCCUUGUGACCAACAGUUCGUUUGCCAUAUCUGGUCCUCAGAGUUCCUAUGUAUUCUAUAAGGGUCAUCCUUUUUUCUAUGUAUGUUUCGUGUUUUUUUCACACUGGAUGGGAUGGAAAUGCCUUGGAGUUCAUCUCUAGUUUUGGGACUGCAGGUUUACUACUGCAAGGAGGAUGAGGUUUGCCUAUAUCAGGCACUGGCCUUUGAGGUUUCCUUCCAGCAAGAGCAAGAGACCUCUCAGCAGGCAGAAGUCACUCUACCAUUCAUAGUGAAGCCCAGGAUACCUGCCACCUCCCUGCCUGUAUUCAGCAGCAGCUAG